Xyrichtys novacula (pearly razorfish) is the source of this 48930-nucleotide messenger RNA. Lineage: Eukaryota; Metazoa; Chordata; Actinopteri; Labriformes; Labridae. The record is from the annotation of a GenBank genome assembly.
ACUAAGGGCCUGCUUAGGUCCCUCGGCCAAUAGGGGGCCCCCAAAAGCAAUCCCAAAAAAGUUUUAUCUUUUGCAUUUAUAAGUGAUGCUUUCUGCAUGGUUAAAUAUAUACUAUUGUAGAAAUAAAAUUAAAGUAAAAACAUUUUAGUGCUGCUGCUGAUGUAGGCCUAUGAUUCUUACUGCCGAUAUGUCAACGCUCUGCUUCUGUUUUGCGCUUCCUGCUGUGCAAUGUGCACUGAGCAUUCAAAGCAUUCAAAACGGACAUAUCCUUCAGGAGCAGAGAAAAGAAAGAGGAAGAAAUAAUAAGAAGAGAAAAAAAACACCAAGAUAAAGGUAUGUUUGCAUGUGUUGGAAUGUUAAUCAAAGAGAUUCAUGAAGGUGUGUGAAUGAUCAACAAUCAAUAUUAUUGGCAGAAAUAGAGGGCCCUAUGAUCAAAUUUUGCUAAGGGCCCCAUUGAGGCUUGGGCCGGCUCUGCCCUUGGCUUAACUUAGCCCACUCUCCCCUAUUUGUAUUCUAUCCACACAGAGCUCAUUGUAUCAUAAGGCAUGAGCUGUAAAAGUGGGAAACCCCCUCUGCAUCAUUGACUGUCCGUAUAACAUAUUCAUAUCAGGCCUCUGCUCAUGUAUUAUUAUCAAAGCACAUGCCUCAAGUUGUAGAAUAUAAAAGACCUUAGUUUGAAAUCAGACCACAUUACCCAGAAUGCCGUGUGGGAGCGAAAGUCGCCGCACCUUCGCCGGGUGGAGCUUGUGAACGUGGGAACGUUUGUGGGUUGCUGCGGGUUGCUGCUGCUGCUGCUGCUGCUGGAGUAAAAACUGUUUGACAGGGAGGUGAGACGACCUGUGAGAGGGGGAUUACAUAAGAGAAAAGAAGUUUUUUAGCGUGUCCGCGACAGUUUCCGAGUCAACUUGGAGGUAGACUUGAGCUGCGACAAAUGAUUUGUACGAGUGUAAGCAACAGGGCAGAGAGCGAAAUGUCAGGGACUGUUUCAGCCGAGAGCAGGGGGAAGCGCGACUAGUACACCGCAACGCGGAAAAUCUUCAGGGGGGUGAGAAUGCGAAUGGUGCGAAGAUACCGAAAUCAAACAAAAUGGAAACGAUGUAGCGACGCUGCGGUAUUUCAUAUAGCUAGAACUAACGUUAGAGUAGAGAAUAGAUAGCUAAGGAGCUAGCAGGUUAACUAACAUACAUGUAAAGUUAUUCCCCGGAGAGACAGAGCCCGGAGGCGUCUGUUGAAUCAGAGGAGUUUUAUCAAUACCACGAAAUCAAAGAAGAUCAACAAGAAGAUGCUACGGAGAGGACUCAACCGUUUGGUAUGUGUGCCCCGGUAUUAACACUCCACACAUUCACACACAUUUACAUAAACAUUGUUAGCCCAUUACAUCCCGCUGUUGUCUGCUAGCGUUUUUAUUAACUGCUGAGAAAGGAUGUAACAGAGUAUUUCCAGUCAUUGCCCCCUGUCAUUUCAUCACGAGAAACUACAAGCAUGACACUAACUGUUACUUCAGCCAGCCGGAUAACACGGAGCAGCUGGUGUCAGCUAACUGCUAGUUAAGUUCCUGAAACAGCCAGGAAGUCACGACAGAUGUGAGCUGAUGGUAGCUUCACUGAGCAGGAGCUGGUAAAAAUGUACUUUAAGGUCACAUACGGGGAAGUGUCUGCCUGCUCUCCGCCAUGGAAGCUCACCUUCUUUACAACCUACUUUAAUUCAGUUCAAUUCAAACUUUGUUAUGGGCGCUUGUUUCAGUUAAAAGACUGUGUAAUACUCGUACAAAUACAGACACACUUCAUUUUUUUUAAUGUAAGGAGGAUAUAGAAUUGAUAUAAACUGCUUUAACCCUAGAACACUAUCACUACAAUUAGUAACAUUAUCACUAUAAGAAAUAAUAUACCCAAGAAAAAGUACUUGUCAUCAAAGUAUAUCAAAAUAGGACAAUGCAUGACAAGUUGAAGUAGUUUUUUUCAUUUUUAACUGUGUAAUGUGCAACAAAAAGUGCCAUGAGGGGACCAUAUAAAAAUGCAACAAAAUAACUAAAAAUUAGGCAUUCAUGAACGAAAAAAUUCCUGAUAAAAACCCCACAGAAACUGUAAAUUUAGGCUGUGUUCGAAAUGAAUCAGUCAAUCCCUAACCCCUAACCCCCAUAUGGGAUUUCACUAUAUAGUUGACUAUGUAUUGAACUCAAUCACCAGAGGUUUCGGACACUACAUGGCAACAAGCAAUGCAUGACAGGAUGCCCACCCCCAGUGAGCGACCAUCGGAUGGUCACUACAUUUUGCAAUGCUCUAUGGGAAAUUUUGAGUCGCCUAUAUGGGGCAUUGGAAUUGAUCACUCAGGUUUCGGACACCCCUCAAAAUGGUGCUAACCCCCAUGUAGUCGCCUAUAUAGGGGUUAGGGAUCCAUUUUGGACACAGCCUUAGUUUCUUUUCCACCCAGUCCUGGGGCAUGUGAGUCUUCCCUGGUGAAGACUCGGGGUCCUUGGCACAAUAAUAGCUGCAGGAGAGAGAACCAAAAUAUUGCAUAUUUUGAAUGAGUAACAAUGACCAGCUGACUAAAAUAUUUCUUAUCACGACAUGAAUUCCCUUGAAAAUCACUACUUUGUGAUAGUUAUUCAUAACCACUGCGCUAAAUAAAGAAAGAAAGCAAAUUCCAGGACCACUCUUACUGGCCUUAUUCGCCUACAUGCAGCUAUCAAAUCCACCCAAACCUACUUUACCCUCUAUCACCCGAACACAUGCCUGUAGGAAAUAGCAGGUUUUGAUCAGGGAAACAAAUAUGUCUUCAAAGUUGUCAAAUGCAAUGCUGAAGCUACCCAGGGACCCAUGAUACUCAGACAAACGCAACAUAAUAAAAAUCACGUAAACAUGUUUGGUCAGGUGAAAAUCACCCAGCGAUAGUGUUCUAGGGUUGAGCUUUAAAAGAGGCAUCUGAACCAGUGUCUCCUUAGAUGAAACUUGUUAUGAACGACACUGUAUCUGAUAUUAGCCAAGCCCACAAUCAUACCAUUCUCAGCAUAGUUUGGAGAGUUUCGAUUGAGCACUAACCCUUAUUUUGCUUGCUCUGCACAAUCCACUGUAGAGUUCUUUGGGAAUAGCAUCUUUGCAGCCUCGCUUUCUUAUAAUACAUGAACAAAUUUGCAGUAUAUAGAGGUAUACAUCUUCAUUAUGUCUUAACACAAACUACAGCUGCUCUCAGGGAUGCUUGCAUGUACAUACGAUACAUCUUGUUUAACUGACUUUCAAGAUCAACAUUAUUAGUGUAUUUUCUCCUAUAAAACAACCAAAAUAUGAUCUGAUUACGGCUGUUACAAAAGUUCAGCACUGCAGGAGUAUCAUUCAACACAACCAGGUCAUCUGCAUGUGAGAUUGUCCUCUACACUUUUAUCAAUUAUGCACCCUGUGUUACAAGCUAUCAUCAAACGUACAGUGAUAAAAGGGUCUCACCUGUAUAUUAUGUAAAACAGCUUUGAAACCGAAGCUAAAUUAAGAGUGCAUCAGCUUGUCUCCAGGGACCUGGGCUGGUUUUCUCUAAGGUCUCGGAGGCUAAAAAUAUACACUCUCUUCAAUGCACAAAGACAAGCAUUCUACCAUAUGUCUUUCCCAGAGUAGCCUUCACGGUCAACUCAAGUCGAUAAAUAUAGAUUGACAGGAAAUCAAUCAGCUACAAAUUUGUCAAUUGAUUAUGUAGAUCUGGUUCUGUUUUCUUUUGGCUUCUGAACUGAGAGGUUUUCCUGCUUAAAAUUUUGUCGAAACUUGUGAAGACAACUCACACUUUUGUUUAACUUAGGGCGCGUUCACACCACCCUCGUUUAGUCUGGUUAAACCAAACCCUGGAGCGUUUACCCCCUUGAUGCGGUUUGUUUAGGUCGGUGUGAACACUGACCUCGAACUCUGGUGCGAACCAAAUAAACAAACUCUGGUCCGCCUGAAGAGGUGGUUUCGGACCGCUAUUAUGUGAACUCUGGAGCGGUUUAUUUCUGGUGUGAACGUCAUCCAAACCAAUCACAGGAAACACACCACACACGUCAUUUCCUCGUCUUUAUCAGUCUGUUGUUUGCAGCAUGUCUACUCCGGAAUGUAUUAAUUAAUGCUGCAGUUCGUGCUCACUGGCUAGCGACUAGCGUCUUUUGAUACGCGCUCCAGGUGAGUAGCAAGAGCAAAAUCAACCUACGAUGCUCCAUGUCAGACGAAGACAGCAGAGCGGGGUUUGUCUUCCAGCAUAAACUAAUGACCAAUAACCGAACAAUAUACACGGUCACGUGACUUCCGGUUCUGUUUUCUGGAGCGAUUGAGUUUGUCCUUUGUAAACGCAAACCGGACCAGUUAAACAAUCAAAACAAAUGUAUCGUCUUGCCUUGGAUUCGAAUCAGGAAAUGGAUCUUUAGGUGUGAACACGACCUUAAACUCAAUUGAUCACUCUAAAGAGAACUGUAGCUAACAGUCUAUCAAUAUAAUAUGAUAAUAAUAAUAAUGGUGCAUCAGCUGAGGAUGUAUCGGUUGACAUUGUUUGUGCGACAGUCUUUCCGUGCCUGUUAAGCAGCUGUGAGAUUAGUCCAAUACGAAAAAGAAGUUGGUCCUCUGCCCUCGUGAACUGCUGUGACAUCAUAUUUCACGAUUGGUCAAUUUAAUGCUUACCCUUUAAAGUUCCCCCAUUGGUUUCAUUGCCUUCCUCAUACGUUAAUCAGUCAUGGGCUGGCUAGUUGAGAGUGGAGUAACUCUCUGCAAGGCCAGGUUUAUAAAUGCUAAACUGCCUUUACUGCCUCUUUAUCAUCCUCUUAUGCACCAGUAACCUGUUGUCACCGCUGGGUUGAAUCCCCCAAAGGAUCCGUGAGCAGUAUAGAUACUGACAGUGAAUAAGGGGAAGCAAUAUAAUAAUUAUAGUGCCUGACCCUCCUCCUGGCCCCCCUCUAAGUGUUGCCAGGUCAGCUGAUUUUCCUGCUUCUGGAGAGGAUUGCUGCUGUAAUUUCUCUUCAGUGUGAGCUGUAAAUAAUAUUUUGUGCCGAGCAGCCAGCCACACUGUCAUUGAUGCUCACAGUGCCGUUAUCUCCGGCUCUGGCUCCCUGCCUCCUGAUUCACACCAUCCUCCUCUUGCCCACAGGAGGUUCAUGUGCAUCAUGAGAGAGGAGGGAGGAUGAUACAGAGAAAAGGGGGAUUGCCUGCACAUGCCAGAAGGCAAAAAAAGAGGCUCCAUGUGUCUCACUAGACUCUCCCACUAUGGUGCGCCAUGCCACCAAACCCGGAGUGUGUCUUUGGAAAAUCAUUAGCGAUAGCUGUGGGAACGAUUGAGGCAGGGCGUUUUUAUUGUGGGGGUGGGCUCUAGAGGUUGUAAUGCUCUGACAGGAAUGCAAAAUCACACACUUCCCUUUGAUGUUCGUUCAAGCCCUUGAAGGCAGCAGUGUGAUCUGUGAGAGGUGGAGCCUGGCGGAAAUGUGAUAGUAUUCAUGGUGGGAGCCCCUGCCUUGGCUUCGUGGAGAACAGCACCGACCCAUGAAAACACCAUCACCCAUGCAGCACGUCUCACUAUCUUUUUUUAGGCCUCCUCCUACUCUCUAGCUGGGUGAAAUCACACGUGAGGAGCUUUGGCUUUCUGCUUGGCUCAGUUGUAGCACUGUUAAAAAUACUCCUCCUACUCCGUUUUGAAGUACGCCCAAGCUGCAGCGGAGUUGACCAGUCCUGCACACAGUUGGAGGCUCCACAGGUGCUCACAUCCUGCGCACAAUGGCAGGAUGGAGUCACACGCUGACUCUAACGGAAGUGCUUUCUGCUUUGAGUUAUACAAUUAUAGAACCGAGUGUGGACAUAAUCAUUGAGUUGAUUUAUUGAAUAACAAGUUCUCUAAUAAUCUGUUAAUCCUUUGAAAUUCCAAUCAUUCUGCAGGACUAAUUAACUUCCCAAUUAUAGAGAGUUAUGCUUUUGUGUUGUCAUGCAGUGUUGCCAUGAAGCUUUUUUUGUAAAUGAUUAAUCAAGGAACUAAUCGGCAGAUUAACCGUCUAUUAAAAUAGUGCUAGUUGAAAGUAACUACUGCGAAGAACAUCUAAAGUUAGAUGGACCAUUUUAUAGUUUCAAAUGAAUGUUUCCUGUGUGGAGUUAGACGUCAAGGUUGGUUUAAUUUAGCAUCAUAUGCCUAGAAGUAAGCAUGCGUUUUAAUACCAGUCUCUUGGGGCUACUUAGGCACAACUUGUGGACUGCUUAGAGGCUGUAAAGUGUUUUGUCUCGGUUGUAUUUUCAAACAGUAGAAAGGUUACAGGCUAACAGGUUUUUUUGUCGUGUUUAGAUUACAAUUCACAGGAGCUACAGGGGUGUCAUGGCAUUUACACAACUCAUCUCCAUAACAUAAAAAAAAAAACCUUUGAUGCAUUGUGUGUUUUUCUUGCAGCCUGAUUCAAUUUUGAAGUGCAACUUUUGAAGGGGAAUUGUAUUCCGAGUCUGAGGGGUCCUACAUGUGACUCUCUUACAUGCUAAUCCAUUUAUCUUCCAAGGCCUGCAAAAUAAAAGAUUUUCUGCCUCUGCAGAAAAGGGUGCCGCUCCGCUCCUGAGCUCUUCUAUCUUAGUUGGGCUUCCCCCUCACCUCUGUGCCCUCGUCUCCAUCUCCGUUCAGUCUAUCCACCCUGCUGCAGGGUGAAUGAUGCACUGAGGCCUGCCAGUGUCAGAUGUGUUUCUACUUGACUGUGACCCAGGCACCUGUAAGCAAGCCCUCGCCUGGCAGGAGACGAGGUUGUGUGUGAGGGAUUGCAUGUCAGAGGAGUUUUAAAGCAGAGGGGUUCUAUAAACUAGUUUCUCAGGUCAGCCAAGAGUGCCCACAGCUCUGGGACGUACACACAACCUGUAUGCAAAUGUUGACACACACACAAACACACAAAUGUUGACACACACGCACCUGCACUUUGAGUGGAUGUCAUGCAAAUUUUUUACAUUCACAAUUGUAGUUUUAGAGACUCGGGGUUUAACUGUGUUAAAAAUUAAUCAAUACUAGUGCUAGUUUGGCAAAAGUAACCUAACAAAAGUCCAAUAUAUGAUAUGCUCAAAAAGUAAUGAUGCAGGGCUUGACACUAACUUUUUUCACAAGGAGCACAUGUGCUCCUAAGUUGAAAAAGUAAGGAGCACACAGAGAACUUUAGGGGCACAAUGGACGACGUAAGUACUGUUAUUUGAAAUCAGUUUUAGGUCUUUUGGUCACAUGACAUGGAAGCUAUUGAAGAAAAACAGCCUUUUUUGAGAACAUGAACCGGUAAUUUAUUGAUGGUCCCUUAAUAAACACCUGAUGUUGACAGUGAGGGUGCCGAGUAGAUUUAACCGCGCUGCUGCUGCUAUUCCCAGUUAUGGAAAGUGAGAUCCACAGUGAAUGUCAGUCGAAUAUCUAGCGUAAAUCUAACUUCACCGCGGUAUUUACAUGAAAAAAACAUUUGUUGCCUCGGCUGAUUUAUUUUAUGUGCACAUGUGCCCCUAAAUACAUUUUACAAUUCGCACCCAUCUAUUUUUAGUCGCACAUGUGAGUGAAAUGGUCGCACUGUUGAGCCCUGAGAUGUAUAAUAAUUAAGAUGAUUUCUCCUCUGUUUUCAUUAAGGGCUCGUAGUUUGUGAAGCUGUAGUUUUCACUAUUCAAUGCUACCUAAUAUAAAAUAACAUAGAUUUUGUCAUUUUAAAGCAUGUCGUAUUUAAAAGUAUCAGAGCAUUAAAAAUUUUGACAGUCUGAGUUGAGACUUAAUGCACCGUCAUCAGUUUUCCCAGGAUAAACUAAUGUUACACUCUUGAAAAAAAAGAUUUUAUGAUAAUAAUUUGUUUAAUUUACCCUGAUUUGAAGCUUUAAAAAAUGCACCGCUUCCUUUUCACUCCAUUAUCCUGAUUUUGCAGCCUCAUCUUCCAAGCUUCUAAAUUUUCCAAACAUAUUUUCUGUUCAGCCUGCAGGCCAGUAUUGCUCCUCUAUACUCCUCAGGUCUGUGAGCAGUAGAGCACCUGUUGGGAACUUAUCAGGGGCUUUUGUUAACCGACGAGAUACAAGAGCCGUUGAACAGACUUGUCACUUUUCGGUGAGUAAUUAGGCUAAGAGUACAUCUGAAGGCCACAGACCACACAAAGCAUGCAGGGGCCAUUUGAUUUAUCAGGCUCUUUUUGAUUAGCAGAGAUGCGUAUUGAUUAGGGCUGUGCUCAGUUUUUGCCGCCAUUAGUCUUGUAUCGUGAACAGGCUGGCGAACAGAAUUGCUUACUCUGAUUUCUUCCUCUUCCUACCUCUUUCCCCAUCUGGUCUCCUGCAUUCUGCCCAGUAAUGGAAACCCAGCCAAAGGAGCUCAUCUGCAACACACAGCAGGAUAAUAAAUAUAUUUAGUGUGAGGAGGGAGGGGUGGGGGGGUGGUGGUGUGAAGGAAUAAACGGCUGGCUGUGGGGUAGCAGUCUGAUGAAAUAUAGUGGGGGAGUACGGAAAGCCCUGCGUGACUCAAACCCGAGAAACUGGGGUGAAACCAGGGGGGGUGGACCUGUAGCCUCUUUGCACCUCUCCAUCUCCUUCUCCACCUAAUGGACAAGCUCUUUCAGGCUUCCUGCAGCGGUUUAACAUUGGAGUGGGCGGGUUUGCUUGGAUACAGGAGGACCACGGAUGGCUUUUUGUGGCAAUUUUCCACUUCCCUUUAAAAGCGAGGUUGAAUUCUCAGUUUGUACCUCUAAAUAAUUCAGAUUGCUUCAUUUAUUUUGAAUUCUCCUCACGUCGUUCCUCCCUUUUUCCUGACCCCACGUAUCCUCGCCAGGCUCGCGGCACUCAAAAUGCAUUCUCAUCAUCCAUAUAUGUAUAAAGGCUCAUCCAGAGAUUUUCUGUGCCAUGCUCCAGCUCUAGCAUUACCCAGAGAGCAUCGCAGUGAGAUGUGAAGGGAAUGCUGAGAUGUGUGGGGGGGAUGUUUUCUUUCUUUUCCUUUUUUUUUUGGGUCUGUGUCUACCUCACUCUCUGUGUCUGAGCACGCAGGGAGAAGCAGGAACGGGAGCAUCUGUGAUAUUUCCCACACAUCCCGGUUUUCCUUUGUCACCUGAAAUGAUAGGGUACUCACUGACACCGAGAAGAGGAACCGCGAACUCCCCGUGAGGAUUUAACGAGUGCUGGAAGGCAAACGAACAUGCCCCCUCCCACACAUGCUCAUGUGAACACCUCGGUUUAAGCAUCAGCCCACAAUUAUUAUCUCCACAGUGAACUCCCAGCCAGGCAGACGGCAUUGCUCAGUCACAGGGAGAAAAAUGAGUCUCUUAAAAGUGGUCACAGUUCAGUGGGAGGAAACGCUUGGAGAGGAAACCCAAAUCAACCAUGCCCCUGUGAGCAAAAGAAGGAAAGAGCCACAUUGAUUUUCGUUAUUAGUCUCGUUAGCCUCCUAUGCAGUGUCUUUGGAUAAUUAAUUGAAAAGCAAUUACAGCCAGUGUAGCUUUGUACAUUAUUAAAGAUAAUGUCAUCAGAAGGGCUGAAGCUGAGAUGGAGACUUUUUUAAAGCCUGUCAGCAUUAGGAUGUACCGUUAAUGCCUUUCUGUUGUUAUUGCGUGGCUCUCUGCCAGGGGAUGAAAGCCAUUGUAGUGUGUGUGCAGUUUAUUUACAUUACAGCCCAUACAAUACACGGAAAAAGCAGCUGGAUCAAGCAACUUCAUCUAAGUGAGUGAAUCUGGUGAUUUGUCUCACACACACGCACACUAAAGCAGAGUAUGGAGAGUAUGUGCACUUGGCUGGAAAAACCAUACUCCAUUUAUGGCUACACUACUUUAAAUUCUCUUUAAUUAUAGAUUAAAGUGUGACUGGGCUGCUGCUUGAAAUGUGUUCACUUUUUUCUCGUCUUGAAACACAAAGUGUCUCAGUGAGAAGAACCCUUUCCACUUUUGUCACUUGCUCGAGGACUUGCUGAGAUAGUUGAUGGAAGUUUCGAGGACAAAGUUCAAGAAUAAGAAGGUGGUGUAACGUGAUCUAAACCUAAACCAGAACCUUGGCGGAUAGGUGCUUUAAAACUAUAAACCUGUUAAAAUGUAACUCAGGAGGUGAAUGUAAAACUACUGCUUACGUUUGUUUUGUGAAGUUUGGACCGCAUUAUGUUUAUUGCUGGUCUGUAAGGUGCCGUUUUUAGGAACAACGAUCGUCCAGUGACCACAGACCUCUGUCAGCGUUGUGUGACUUGUUUAUACAUUUCCUGUUGUAAUGUCUGCAGCUUUUUCUGGUGGCGUCAACACUUUUUUUUCUGACCGUUUCUGCAGUUAAACAGUAGCCAAAGGCCACAGGUUCCCCUCUUGCAUGCAUUGUUUGAAUCCACAGUGUACAGAGGCAGAAACCUAUAAACAUGUCAGUCCCCAGAUUGAACAAAAGCUUCCUUUUUUGCAGCCACUUGUUUCCUUGUCACAAAAUGUCGAUGGUUUUUCGAUGCAACACAUUUCAAAAGCUGUCAGUGGGCUAUGGGCGUUGCAAGACUGGAAUAAAAAUCGUCAGUCUGUGGCUUUUUUUUUUUUUUUUUUUGAGGCAAUCAAAUGAUUGAGGAAGCUGUUCCCAGAACGAGAUCUAGAUGAGUUUCCCCGCCUCCCCCAUUGUCGAGGGACACAGCGUAAUGUAGGCCAGUACCAGCCCAUGGUACAGUACUCUCUGUGUCUCCUACAGCUGCAGGGAUGCUAGCUGAACAAUGGGCCUUUGCCUAUCCACAACAGCUCCUUAGGAUCAGCCCUCAGUUCAAGUUGGACCAUUAUUACGCUUUGGGGCCAUUCAUCACUGUGAGCAAACAGCACGGAGAGGAGGGAGAGUGGAUAUGGGGUUUGUAGACUGUGGUGUAGGCCAAGUGCUGAUGAGCCCAUGAUGGAGGUAACUUCUAUUAUGGCUUCACUAUUGGAGUAAUGGCUCUUGUUUACUUUUGACACCCAACCAAAAAACAGGAAGCUAACAGCAAUGUAUACUAACAUUUUACAGGUUUUUGUUAUUUAUCUAGGGUUAAAAGGAUGACGAGUUGAAAUAAAAACAGAAAAGUAGCAUGAAAUGCUAAGCUAUAUACUCCCAGGUCGAAGUGGGUGUGUAAAUAUUUCAAGUGAGGUUUUCUGAGGUAUGGAAGGAUUAGUUUGAUAAGUCUAACACUUGAGUAAAACAAAGAGUCUUUAUGUUGAAAUUAGACCAAUGACUGGUGUGAAAUAACUUCAUCAAGGACUCCUUGUUGCAGGAAAAAUGCACCAAAAGGUGAAUGCCUUUCAGAACUGCUGCGGUGACAAACUUUUAAUGCCGAUUUGAUGUUAAUGCGUCUCAGUGCUAUAUAUUCUUCAAAAGAUAACCCAGCUUUGGUGAAUUCUCUGCUGCCUCGGCAAUGAGCACUUGGAUGUAUAAUCAAAACUGAGGGAGUAACAAUUAUGAAGACAGAGUGAUCAUACUAGAAGAGGACAAGCAAGUGGGCCGACAAGGAAAGACAGAGAGAAUGAAAAAGCAGCGAGUGCCAGAUAGAGCACUGCAGUGACUAACAGCAUUGACUCACCAUGUGCAUCUUUCCCCUCGCAUUCAAACAUUCAUCACUCAGCGCUAUUCAGCCUGUCAUGGUACCAACUUUAUGUUGCAGUUAGCCUGUUUUUACCGUUGUCAUCAACAUUUCUCCAAGCUGUUUACUGGUUAAGCAUCUUGUUUUGGCGUUCUUUCUUUCCAGUACUCUUAGACAACAGUUUAAAGUGUUCAAACCGAGAUAUAUUACUCUUAAGUCAUACAUCUGCUUUUAGAGCUUUCUCCGUCGUGAGUGUUUAGAGGAAGAACUGCUAAUAGGGUGCUGCAGAUAAGGUUGACCUGUAGUCAAUCCACUUGCGCUGAGCUGAGAGCAACAUCAUAAAACCUGAUAGCAGAGAGAUAAGAUGCACUCAGAAGAGAUGUUAAGUUGCAGAAAAUGAUAAGGCACCGAGGCACUCUCACACACAGCCUACUCUCUUCAUGUAGAGCUGAAACUGAAUGAGUAAUUAGACAGUGUGUAGUUUGGAUCAUUUGUACCCAGAGAAUUACAUGAUAUGGAUACCGAGGUCAAACAAGAACACAGACUUAACAGCGGUUCUGUCGUCCUCGCUGUGCUGCAGAGUGUUAUUAGUACAUGUACAGGACAUAAAGAGGUACAAGCGCAGGUCCCUGCUCUCUCUUCUUCACACAGCUCCCUCACACCUCAUUAAAUGUGUUUAAGUAGACUUUCUUAGUGGAUUUUUUUAGAGCUUAAUAGCACAGCUCUUGCAUUCCUUACUGAAUGAGCUCGGUGUUUCUUUUUUGUCCUUUGAAUCCACGUUACGAAAUCACAAGAGAAGACUUAGAACAAAGCUAAACCACUACUUAGGGUGCCUUUUUUUAUGAUCGCUUCAGCAUCUCUCUAAGAAGAAGUCAAGGCAUCAAUCAUGCUUGACCACGGACUGUAGCAGAGUAAAUAAUCUUUGCUGUGUCAUCGCCUUGCGUUCUGUCAUCUGCCGGCUCCAUCUUUAGUCACUCUUUGCCUUGAAAUACUUGUCAGAUUAACUUGCGUAACAUCAAACACUCCUGGUCUGAAGAUACACAUGUAAGCCGUCAGAGCAGAGCUUCAGUGACACAAAGCUAAACAACUGAAAUGCCAGAAUUAAGACACACUUUGCUGUCCGAAGCAGACCUUUGAGCCAGAACCAUUUAUUGUAGGCUCUCUGGAAGACUUUGAGCUGUAAAUGCAGCACCACUGUAUCAAAUGUAAUCUUUAUUUACAGACGCCAUUAGAAUAUAGACCUUUAGGCUGUGGGCAUGGAUUUUAUGGGAAGUGCAAUGGCUCUUUUUCCACAGUAAGUUUGUUCGCCAAGUGGUAUUGACCAAUCAGGCAUUAUCAUCGCACAUUGGUGUGUGCAGGAUAAAGGGUCUGUAUUGAGAGCAAAAGCAGAAUGAACACAAUAUAACAAAAUAGGGUAUAUGACAACAAUCUGCUUCUAUUUAUGAACAAAUACAGCAUGUAAGUUUGGAUAAGGAUCCAUCCUGGAGUUCAAGUUUUAACUUGAGGUAGGGAUGUCCUGAUAAGAUAUUGAUUUUGGAUAUCGGACUGAUAUCAGCAAAAAUUGGCCUGCAUUUAAAAUCUCUUGUAUCAGCUCUUCGAUACAAGCAGUCCAUUCCAGACUCCACUCCAGCACCUCCAGCUAGCAGUGCCCGGAUCUAGCAUGCAGAGCCCACAUAAUCACAACAACAGUGUGUUCUAAGAUACUAACAAAGUGGCAAGGAGUAGGAGUGAUGUCGGCAAUGUGGCAGUAUUUUUUGUUAAAGUACGAAAAAGACGUUGCAGGUGAGUUCAGAACUUGUAAUUCACAAGUAUCGGCCAAUACUGAAGGCUACAAUAUUGGCGUCAUAUCGGAAGUAAAAAAGUUGAAUUGGGACACCCCUAACUUGAGGCACAAAUCGGCUCAACAUAGGGCCACAAAAACCAAUCAGGUUAUAGAUUUUUAAUUUUUUCUUCUAUGCAUCUGAUUCCUUUUCUUGGGAACAGAAAUAAGUCAGUGAAGCUUCUGUUUAACCUACUAUUUGCAUUUGUUUUGCAGAUGUUUGUUUAUGAGGAGGAUCAAACUUUACUUUGCUUUCAGUCUAAACAUCGUCCAUUUCUUAUGUUGCUAAUCAGACUGUAAAUGCUAGAGCACACAGAUGAAUACAUAAAGUAUUAAAGAAAUCUGUGUAAGAGGAUGUUACAAACCAUUUCUGUUAAGAUGAUAUGAAAUUAUAAGUUGGUUGAUGUUGUGAUGGAUUGUUCUGCGGUGUACAUGGUUGUGUAAUGUUCCUGUUUUGCUUACAGCAUAAGGAAAGUGACAAAGCAGGAUAGUCACUGAGUAGUGAGAUGCUGUGACAGGACGCAGUGUCAUAAGACCCGAGUCAUCAUUGAGAGUUUGGCAGCAGCUGAAUGCACUCUCACAGUCCUGCUGCUCUCAGUGAAGCACCUUUCACCCGUCCUGCCCUCAGCUCAUUUCUCAACGUGCGCGUAAUCCAAUUUAAAGCUAAAUGUAAUGCAAGGGUUCAAUUUUCUAUCGCACACCGUUUGUUUAUGUCUGAGCAAUUACGUCUCAGCUUAAUCAAGCUUUGGAUGUUUGCUGUAUUGAUCUCCAUUCAUGAGGGGAUGCUUUUUUACCAUUGUGGAUGAACUGACUGACUGGCAUUGAAGUGCUGGCCCUUGACUCUCAGCCGCUCUUACUUUACUUUCUCACAUCACUUGCAUCGAAUGGUGUUGUUUGACCUUUGACAACGAGGCAAAGAUAAUGCAAUCCGUUUUAUUUUUUCCUUACAGUAGCAUUUCCUGUGUGGCCUUUAGCUCACUGUAACUGCUCCAAAAAUGGAUGAUCUGACCCUCAUUAUAUUUCACUGUGAAUCCACUGCUAAAUCAAUGGCCAUUCAAUAGUUCUUUUCUUAUCUUUAGCACCCCAGGGCCGUGAGAACUUCCUUGUUUUUCUAUAAAAAUGGAUUUCCAUCCUGAGUGUGUUUGCGGGCCAACUUUUCCUUUUUAAAACCCUCCUUGAGACCGAGCCUUGCUGAUGUAGGUUUCUACAUCUACUUAAAAACUAUCAAGUAUUUAUUUGGUGGGCCAGCAACCUUGAAAGUGUGUGCAUUAGCAUUGCUCAUGUGCAUAAUCAAUCUUAAAGAGAUGGGCACAGGUAGAGGUUGGCACUGAAGGGGAAGCCUGUCAACUCUUCCAGUUGACUGUGUGACCUGUAAUAAUCCUGAAACCACAGCCCUUUGAAUGUCCUUUGACUCGGGGCUAAUUUGCUUUGUAAAUUCUUCCAUACUUUGCAGUUCAUGUUUUGUCUGCACAGCCCUUUGUACUCGAUUGCUUUUUUCUGCUCCUGCAACGUUUCUUAAUGUUAUAUUAGGUGUUCGCAGUAUUGCAGAUCUGCAGUGUUGAUAUUAAAUCCGUAGAUUGCACGGAGGGAGUAUAGCUGCCAGCAACACUGCAUCUGAUUCAAAUAAAUGAACGAGCUGGUCUGUGGGGCUGUUUUUGGCUUACUGCUCUUCCGGAGGGCUUGCUGUUGUUGUUGUUUGAUAUUGAAAACCUGGAUAUGCUUGUGUCCUUGGAUCCUGUUAUACUUCCUUGCUCUCACACUCUUUCUUCCUCCCACUCUCUCUCUCUCUCUAUCUUCUUCUGGCAGCCAGGUCUGUUCAGUCCUGCUGAAGGAAUGUCAGUGUGUGUCGAGUGGGUAGGAGAUGGUAGAUUUGACAGACAUACUGAGGUGCGAACAGUGCUGCUCAUGCAUAAGGCAUCCUCAGGUGGACUGAGCCGAUGUCAACAAUGUAAAACAUUCAAAAAUUAGGAUGAAGAUUUGGCUUUUAGGUUGUUAUUUGACCAUUAAUGAGAAGCAAGUGGUUGUGUGUUGCUGGAGUUAUGUAAGCAGUGCAAUGUCCCCACAUGCAUAAAUUAGAUUUCCAAGUAUUCGAGGCCAUUCUUUGAUCUAACCCUCUCAUCAGCAGCAGACUUUGGGCUACUCCCUGUCCAGGUGGUCGUGAUUCACUCGACCCCUGGCGCUUGUCCAGUAUCAGAUGUUCAUGGUAAUUUGUCUCCCAGCCCACAUGCGGCUGGCCUUUGUAUGUUGGAGAAAACAGACCUCCUGCUAGCAAAACUUUAAUAAUUUACAAAUGCGGUAAUAGUUGCACAACAUGGUCUUGAGCUGAAAGCACCAGUUCUUUUUCAGUUUGGUGGGCUGGGUGCGCUGUUGGAUCGUGUUUUUGACUGAGGAGAAAAUAAGGGAUGGUAUAAAGCAAACAAGCUCAUUAGGCAGACAUCAAAAGAUUCAGUUUGUCACUAUAUAAGGGGACAGUCUUACAGUCCUACAGGAAAAGGAACAUGAUUGAGUGCAAGACAAAUAGAGUGAAAGGAAAAUUGGUGCGGUGGUCCUGACCAAUCCAGUGUUCUACCUCGGGUGUUAUCAUACUCCUUCAGCCUUUUGAGGAUGUUCACUCAUACGGUCAUCACUUAAGCUUUUUAGAUUUAUUAAUCAUAAAAACUUUGAGUCAGUAUUAGAUUAGUCAGCCAGAGAAUAGACAGAGAACAUAGAGUGGGAUGACAUGCAGUGAAUCCUGGUGGACUCAGUCCUGUGAUAGGUGUAACGUGUUUAGUAGGGCAGGGAGAAUAAAUCUAUUCACAUAAGUAUCACGAUUAUUUGUUUUACAAUUUUCUAAUUGAUUUUUUUUGUUCACAAAUCAAUUUUUUUUUCAUAUUUAAGAAUAAAUCUAAAACUCCCCUUUUCAUUGGCUAUUUGUAUUGUCUACCAAAACAUGGCAGAAUGCAGGCUAUCGAAAAGGAUAUUGACAAUAUUUCAUAUCGAUAUUAAGAGAAAUUAAUUUUUGAUAUAUACCAUUAUCGUUUUAUCGCCUAGCCCUAGCAAGAAUUUUCUGCACAAUCUUAGUAGAUGUAUAAAAAACUACAAUACAACAUUUCCUGAAGUUUUGUAGCUGCGUUGGCUUCAAUGUAUAAUUUGCAUCAGAACUUUUAUAAGAGAAAGCUGGAACCUGAGAUAAUAUUGCACUGUACACAGAACAGCCUGUUUGUAGACAGACAUCACUCUGCCACCCUACAAACAUUUCAGUGAAUGUAAUUUUUGAACGUCUGAUAUUGAAAGCAAACAAACACAGAGAGAAGGUGAGCAGAAAACAAAAACAAAACUCUGACUUUAUUUGGUCCUUCUCAAGAUACAGUAACUCCUUCAAUUAUUAACAACACCAGAUGGGAAUCUCAUCAACCCUGGUACAUUGUUGAAAAAUUCAUAGAGCAGAGGGAUAAAGUCAGGAAAAUGUCACAAAUAUCGGAUACUUUCAGUGUGGAUAGCACAUGUUUGUGCUGCAGCUGCAGAGUUUAGGAACAGCAGAGAGAGCCAGAAGUUCGAAGCUGUAAGGAAGAAGGUGAUCAGGUCAAGUGACAAACAUUUUGAAUCAGGUUACAAUACUAAUAGAUGUCUAAAUGCAGAUUAGAAGACUGGUCUAAAAUCAGGCUACCACAGGUCUAAAAAUGAACGCUUUCAGACAUCUUAAAUUUAGACCAGGUUUCGACUAAAUCUAAAUCUGGGCUAUAUCUAAACUACACUGUAUACUGCUAUCAUAAAUAUUUUGGUUAAGUACUUGGAGAUCAGUUAUGCAACUCGCAGUUGCUUUUUGGAAAAUAAAUAAUUAUCGUAUAAUGGGUUAAAGUGCAACGUCUUAAUUCCAUCUAAAAAUAUACAGAAUCUAGACGGUUGAAAUUAGGUCUAAAAAAAACUAGACGUCUAAUAGCUGUAUGUUGCUCAGUGGGAUGGUCUGAAAACUAAAUAUUCAAAUCUUCAUUAUGUGCAAAUGGAUAUUUAAGGCACAUAAAAACAGGAAAACACCUCUUAAUAAUCAAACAUUGAAGUCAGAUCAUUUUAAACCUGCGUGUUUGUUGAAUAGCUGAGUAAUAGUUACCAGUCGACAGCUCUCCACUCAAAUAUGUGGAGUGUGUUUACAGACUUUCUGUUAGUUUACCCUUGGAAGAGGAAAGAAAAACUGUCCUCCAUGGUGAGAUAAGAGGCAUACUUGAGGAUAUGAAGAGAGAGAAAGUGAAGGUAAACAUGGGUGCAGCAGCUUUGGCUGAUCCAGCAUGCUGGCUGGCUCUGUUGCUAUCGUGAUCAUGCAGCCCCUGCUCGUGGCUGUCCACCCAAAGCGAAAGUCAGGGCGAAAAACUGAGGCCAGCGAAUGAACAGUGUGGCCAAGAUGGGGACAAAAAGAGAUGUGUCACUAAUACACAUGGUUAGGAUUCAUUUCUGAUCCAGGAUAUCUCUGAGGUUUCAUGCAAUUAAACAAACGUGUCUGAGCUUGGGUUUCGCUAUUGCACUUAUUAGACAGACUCGGCAUUGUUAGAACAUGACUGAUCCACUUUAAAUCCUCUUACUUAACCAUUGUUAUUCUAAAACUGUAACAAUGCUGCUUCAUAAUCUUUUGUAGGACUAUAUAAUUAAAACUCUCACAAGCCUUCAAAGAAUGUUAAUGAAUAAAUGUUUCCACUUCCUCCAGUGAAUAAGUGAUGUGUAGUAACAGCCUUAGGUUACUUGCCCUGCAGAAGAAUGAACCCAAUCACUUACACACAUGGAGGGAAAAACGAGUUUUAAUUUGUGAAUUUCUAUUUAGGUUCAUCAUUUAUUUUGUUGUCUAUGAGAUAAACACAAGAGGAGUGUAAUAGACAGUGAAAACACUACUCUACCUGCCCGCCUCACUCACCUUCCUUUUAUGGAAGAGGAAUGUCCUGGCCCCCUAAUAUCUAAGGCGUGUGUGCACAUGUCUGUGUCUUUCUGUGUGUGCGCAUUUCAUAUCACCCUGCCAUCUGCAUCGCGACAAGACAGCUCAACCCAUAAAUCUGAGCGCAGCAUUUUUUCUCUUGGCUGCCUGCAUUUAUUACUCGUUUAUCAUCGAUGAGUGACCACCUCUGGGAGAAAGAAAUGAAGUUAUAGCCCCUCUCGCAAUCACCAUUUUGGCCCGCUGACCCGCGUCAUACUUUCCUUCUCUCCUCUCUCGCAGGUAUUGGCCGGUGCUCAACUGUUUCCAGCAGAGUGUUCCCCCCAAGUCUUUUUAAUUUUCUGCACUCCAAAAGAAAUGCUAAUCUCUUAAUUCUUGACCUGUGGGUGGACUUAAGGCAUCAUCACGCUGUAAAAUGUUUUAUGGCCUUCACAAAUCCUCGGUGAUUAUUGUGGAUUUUGCUGCAGGCUGAAAUAACAACGAACCAUAAAGCAAUUCAUGUGUUUUUAUUGAUUAGUUCAGUGUCUCACAUGCUGUCUUCAAGGGAACAAUUAAAGCCUUUCCUUUUAAAUUAUUCCUGUUGUUUUAUUGGCAUGAAAUUUUCGCCGCCUGAUGAGAAGUAAUCAAGAGUUUCUAACAUGUCCUCCCUUGUUUUUCUCUUUUGAUCCUCACCUCCCUCCUCCGCUGCCUCCUCCUCCUCCUUCUCCAGCUUGGCGGUGAUGAGAGAAGAGUGGACAGUCGGACUAUCUACGUUGGCCAUCGGUCAUGUUCAACCACUGAGGCUUUCAUCCCACCCAAGUUCUGUGAUAACAGGAUUGUGUCCUCUAAGGUAAAAAAAAAAGGCACUCACACACACUCGUAUCCCAACACUCCAGUCAUGCCCUUACACUGAGAUGAAAUUCAUACACCUCUCAGUUUGUUUCUCAACUCCUCUGCAUAUUAGGCUCCAGCUGCCCUCAGGAAUUUUUCAUCUCUUAUCUAACGCUUGGAAGGCGAAAUGAACUCUUGAAUAGUCCUGAGCAUUCCUGUGUCUUUCCUGCCUCUAUUCCUCCUCCCACUGCUGCUCCGCAUGCUCAUCCCCGCUCCCUACGGUAGGAGAUUAUUUGUCUGUCAGGGGAGCAGCGGCUGUGGCAGUGAAAUACAUGGCUGCUAUUAAUGUACUAGCAGGGUGGGCAUUUCGGUUGUCUCCCCAUGGGCUCUGAUGGACCUCCCUCCCCCUUUUCCCACUAAAUCUCAACAGUCAGUCCUUUGUCAGCGACAUGCUCAGAUAGGUUAGCGUAAGGAUAUGGAGGGUGAUAUGGGGGGAAGGAAGUAGGAAGUGCAGUGUGUGAGAGUGAGACGGGAGCGGGAUUUAUAGUGGUGCAGAGGGUCCCAGUGAGGAUGGGCCAAUCAAUCGGCUCUUGCCAGUAUGUCAGGGUAAACAGCCUUUAAUUACCCCGGCUGUAGUGUUUAUGCUCCUCUAUGCCUCCGCUCUCCAUCAUCCUGUUGCUUUUGCACUCUGCAAUGACCAAUCUCCGCCUCUCCUCCUUUCACUCUCAUUGCUGCUGCACCAACGCCACGCGCCGCUCAGCUACCCUUGCUCCUGCCGCCCCCCCCUUUUCUCAUUACUUUUACUCUCUUUUCUCCCUAGCAAAAUGAGAUGGGCCUUUCUGCUGCUGCUGCAUUUCAACACUAUCCCCAUGCAGACAUUCCCCCUUCAUAAACACUGCUUUAUUGCCAUUUCUUAGCGAUUUCCCUGUGUAUGCGCAUUUGUGGUUUUUCACUGAGAUACUUUGUAGUGUGACACAAAGUUACCAGCGAUGUAUUGUCUGAGCAGAUUAAAGUGCUGGAUGAUAUCAGCAGUCAUGGCCACUGAAAAAAAAAGAAGAAAACACACAGGAACAGUCACCAGCCUGAUAAGUUCAUCGGCUCAGUGUUCAAAGGUAGCCAAAUUAGGGAGAUAAAUCACUAAUCACAAUCAAUGGACUACCUGUGGUACCCCAAAGGCUGUCUCCUGAGGCGAAACAAAAAAACAGAGACUCUGAGCUAUUGAAGUUGCCCCUCCCCCGUCAAUUUAGACCGAAUUCACACAUGCAAGAGUGUGUGAAUAUUGAACGCCUCUAUUUCUCUUCCUCCUUGUCAGGCUGUUCUUUAACUUUCCAAAUUCUAAGUAGACAAACAUUAUCACUGACUAGGAAAAGAACACAGAAAAGAGCAGUUCAAAGCAGCCUUCAGAAGCUGUAAUAAGUAUGUCAUCGAACUCGGAUUCACAUGAAUGUUUUUCUUCUUUUCUUCACAGUAUACCGUGUGGAACUUUCUACCAAAGAACCUGUUUGAACAGUUUAGGAGAAUCGCCAAUUUUUACUUCCUUAUCAUCUUCCUGGUGCAGGUAAGGACACGUAUUGUCUGUGCUCCAGCCCAAACAAAGAUUCGAGUUUUCAUUGCUUCCCUAUAUUGUUAAAUAAUGACUUUAUGGGUGCUGUUUUUCCGUUCUGGUUGAAUUGAUUUGAAACAAAGCCCAUGUGUGCAUGUCUAAUGCAUUAUCCGACAACAGUACGGGGCAUGUUCAGUGCAGUAGAUGAUCUUUUUUACAACCUGUGAAAACAUCUCUCACAUGAGAAAGAGUGUGAGUGAGAGCCUAUUUGCAUGUUGUGAGGGUGGGUGUGAAACAGUCACCACAGCGUGUUUGUGAUCAUAGCAGGUUUUUCUGCAGCUCCCUUUAACCUCGGACAGCAUGUGUAGGUGUGUGUGUUUAUUCUAAUUCUUUUAGAGAUAAUGGACUCAGAACAGACAGAUAGUUUUAAACUCUGUAGUUUUGCUCGCUACCUUUUUACUGUGUACAUGUGUUGACAUUUUUAUGUCAUAUUCAUCGUUGUUUUUUAAAGCUUUGGGGAGUAAUAGUUAAACCAAAGGGAAGCGAAUCAUUCAAACUUCAUAUUUAGGUAUGAAUAUUUGCUUUCAUUGAAGUUGCACUCUAACAGAACAUUUUCUUAAUUUUCCCAAGGUGAGACAUUAAAUCAAGUCAUCUGGCCUAUAUUGCAUCAAGAGCAUUCAUAGAUUUCAGUUUACAUACAGUGAUACAAAGGUCAAUCUGUCCGUAUCCACUUAAAUAACAGUCUGGCAGUAUGAAGUUCACCUCGUUCAACCGUUAAGUGUUUUAUCACAGAGUUGUCAGAACAUGUGCAACCCAAUUAAUGGAUUUUAUUACAGGCUAUUAGAAACUACUCAGGGGCAUGUAGAUAUCCUUUAUCGGGCUCGUUUCUGUGGAAUUACUUCAGAAUAAGGUCACAAAGUUCAAAAGAUGAAUCAAUAUGAAACUUUGUUUCCACACCAACCCGUCCCUGUAAGAAAUAACAGGAUAUUACCAAAGAUUUAGCAUAACAGAAGUCAAACGUGUUUGUUUAGCAUAUCCUAUUGUAGCAUCAGUGCCUUAGAGCACCGUUUAGUCCAAGACUAAUUUCCCAUUGUAGCAAUAAAGCCUAUCUUAUCUUAUGUUAUCUAUAAAGAAAUAGAUCAUUUCACCAGAUAGUGUUUUUUUUGCCCUAUCCUCUUAAGUGCAAACUGUCAGCUGGCCAAGACUGCUGAGUGUAAUACAUUGACUGGCAUCCUUAUUCCCCUGCUCUGUGCUCUCAAGUGACCUCUCCUCUCCUCUCCUUUCCCUUUCUCUCCUCUCCUCUCCUCUCCUCUCCUCUCCUCUCCUCUCCUCUCCUCUCCUUCCCCUUUCCCUUUCCCUUUCUCUCCUCUCCUCUCCUCUCCUCUAUCUCUUAUUUUUUGUUUGCCGUUUUCCUAUCCAUAACGAUAGAAACUGAUGCCCCUGUUUUUAGCAUAACCUAAACCAUGGUUUCAAACAGUCCUCUAGUGUAAACAGGUGCGUGUGAUGAGCCUGCUGCUCAGGAGGGAUGUGCUCUCUGUUGUCAUAUACAGACCAAAUGAGCUUACAUAGUGACUGCUCCCAGAAGCCCAGCACUUUACUCAACUGAGAAACAUCACUGUGCUGCUGCCGCCACACACUAAUGCCAUAAUUCUUGAGUCAAUGGCAGCUCUAUCCCUGUGUUUACAUUCCCUAUCUGACCCUUGUUUCUACCCGUAUUUUCAGUUCACAUUUCAACCUUUUCACUCCAGUCAGUCUGUUUCAGCUUCAUCCUCUCCCCAGUUAGUAAAAAAAGGUUCUGGAUCAUGAAGAGUUUGGAUCUAAUGUGUGAAAUUAUUGUGAACUAAUGCAGGAGCAAAACGUCAAGCAUGUUUGCAUCAUGCACACAAACAUGCAAGGAUUAUCAGUCUGUGUGUGAUGAGGGCAGCGUUGAAUGUUUGUUGGUGUAUGAGCACAUUGUAUGUCUGUGUAUGUGCCUGUUUGUGUGUGUGUGUGAGGCAUGACUCAGUGGGUGUCCUGGGUUUGCUGACGGUGUUUACCCUCGCUGCAGCGUGGUUGGCGUUUCUCCACUAAUCCAGCCUCUCUUGAGGGGGCUCCUUAUCCUAACCACUCAGUUUUUCCCAUGCAGCCUGCUAUUAUAUCACAGAGAGGGGAUGAGAGAGAAACAGGUACACAGGCUCUUUGCGCUCUUUUUUUUUUUUCAUUAUGUCUUUGAAUUUGACAGAAAUGAACCUUUUCACUUCCCCUGAAAGGUUUCAUGCAAAUACUCAACCAACGACCAAAUGCCGUGCAACCUACAACUCUUUCCCACCCUUCUUUUGUCUCUCCCUUUUGUCAUUUGGUCUCUUUUUUUCCCCAUCUUUCUCCCCCUCUCUCUCCCACAUUCCACCCAUCUCUCUGCAGCGCUGCACUGCUGACGUCAGCAGCAGGAAGCCCUCUGUACUUCUGAGAGCCACAAAUAGACACAGGCUGAUAAAAAAGCACCACUCGGCUAUAAAUAGCUCUGCAUGUCUUUGCUCGAAUUUGAUCGAACUGGAAUAGAGAGGGGCGAGAGAGUGAGAGAAACAGCGAUGAGAGGGGAAGGAGGAAAAGAGAGAGAGAAGGAGAGGGUGAAAGGGUGGGAGGACACGAGAGGCCCACAGCACUGCUCUGGGACCCCGGGAACCUGCUGUCUGUCGCUCACUCUGACACACUUCCCCGGCACAGAUGAAGGGCUUUGUGCUGCUCUGUUCUGCAGCUCUCAUAUCGCACCAACACAUCAGCAGCGGCAAACACUCUUCACUCAUAUCUCUCAGGUUUUUUGGCUUUGCAUUUGGUGCAGAGGAGGAAAGGUAUCUGGCCAUCUGGAAGUUGAGGAGGGAUUGUUUUGAAUCAGGGCAGAUAAACUGUGUAAGUCGAGCUCUGGGGGAAUUAUGUGUUGUUUGGCUCCCGUACAGUAGAGGAAGGUUUCUGGCGGUUUUAGUGCUCUUUAAAGUUUGCUUUUGCAGCGUUUUUCUAUCGGGCAGUUUGAACCCUUAUCCUACUCUGAAAUGAGGUCUGUCCUUGAUGCUGUGAAGCUUGAGUCAUCCUGUAUCACUCGCUUUUGUAGUGUGACAUGAUGAAAGAAAGCAUUUUUAUAGUAUCACUGAUGACCACUAAAAAAAGACACUAAAUUGAUCUGUCUCUUUUUAUAGUCCUUCAUUGAACAAUUCCCAUCAACACCCUCAAAGAGGAGCCAAAGAAAUCACAAUCAAACAACAUUUGAGCUGAAAGUCUUUGUGAGGCGUUCUCUGUGUACUGCAGUCACACUUUUUCAAGUCUGGCCAUCUGGCUGCUGCAUCAGAGGGACAUCAUGUCCUCAAUUGCUCCUGUAGUUGCUUUUUUUACUCCCUGUGAUCAGCCAAUCUUCAAUCUAGACAUGUGGAAAGAUGUAUUGACCUGUUAUGGGCAAAAAUGAAAUGCUCAAUCACUAUCACCAUUUACUGUCAAGAACGUGUGGGACAUAAAGUACGGAUGUGUCAGUACUUUAACAUAUUGAAUUAAGCUUACAUGAGGGUCGUCUCCUUCUCCCUCUCAAUCAGUGUUAAUUUAGUUAAAGUGAAUUAUGAUGAAAGAUGUUCAGCAAUGACCUUCUUUUCUAUGAUGGAAACGAGAUGAGGCUGAGCUGGAAUACAUUUGAUCAUAAUAAAAACUCAGACGAACAGAUGUUUGGUCUUAACAUAAUGUUGACAAGCCAAAAACGUUUUCGGUAGACCAUUGGACGUAGGGCUGGGUGAUAUGGCCAUCAUCAAUAUCACAAUCAAUAUCACAAUACAUUGAGCAGUUCACCCUGAUAACGAUAAAUGGACGUCAGCUCCAGCCACUACAACUUUUGAACCGUCCUCCAUCUCCCCACCUGUCUUUCGCGGGUGGAGUCACGUCUCCGAAGUAGGACAGUGUCUUAAAGGGACAUGAGACCAUAGCCUACCUACACAAAUCCAAAACCAACUUUUAUUUAAUUAUUUUUUCGACACCCAAUAUAUUGACAUGGGCAAAGUGACGUCGACUAUUUUCGUAGAUUUUGGUAUCUGUAAAUUUUUGGUUUAUCGCCCAGCCCUAAUUGGACGUUAAAAUCUAUCCUAUUUUCUCAUCUAAUCCGUCACUCUAAAUACAAGCACUGCAUUCCUGUGACAGGACGAGCAAAAACCUUUAGAAAUGUGCGAAGAUUGUGCAGUUGUGAAUCCAAAUCGAAAGUUAUUUACUGACUCUUCUUCAGUGUAUUUUUUACACAUAUAGGGUUGCUCUCUAUGAUCAUGAAUCUCCACUCCUACUCUGCAGGUAACAGACUUCAUAGACAACAUUAUGAAAGAGAGAAAGAGCUUAUACCUUUUCAGAAUACGCUAUUACAAAAAUACCUAUUAGAUAUUGGUAGCUCUAGCUGUUCUAACUUAUGUAUUUCAUUGCUAUAAUGUAUAAGUAUCCUUUGUGUUCUUUCAAAAUCACAGCAUUUUUCUCAUCAAAACCAUAGACUGUUUCAAAACAUGGACAGCAGAACAGCUACUGGCUGCAGCAGAAGCCAUACAGCCCACCUCCUCCUUUAUAACAAAUGGGGCAUGGGUCAAACUACACGUCAUGUCAAAUACAUUUUUAUCAGUCAUGUUUUCUGCCAUGAUGGUUCUUGUCAUGCUGAUUCAUGUGAAUGUGUUUAGAGAAGUGUGGUUCUGCAAUCAUCAGCUCAGUGUGUCAGGGCCAUAGACGGUAUAUAGUAUAGACAACGUGGCUCAACCUUCCGUCAUUGUAUGAAUUUGAAGCUAAAUUGCUCUCGGUAUUUCCGGGAUUUUCUCCAUUUCCUGAAAUCUGCAGGAGUACAAAUGUGCGAGCAUCACAAAUAACUGUCUCAAGAUGCAACAUCUUGCCUUCUAACAUCUUAGUAAAUGGAGGGAAAUCGUGUUCUGAACCCAGCUGGAUGAAUCGUAUGAUUUGAGUGUAUCGCUACAUGUCUAACUUUGAGGAUUUGGUCGGUCAUACAGUAAUGGCUCAGCAGAACCAGGUUUAAUAGAUAUUUCCUCAAGAGAGACCCUCUUCCAGGUGCACAUGUAGUGAUGCGCCAUAUGUAUGGGUCUUUAACACAGAGCACCAUUUGUUAUCCACAUGUGCACACACUUUUCCUUUCCUCCGGCUGUCAACACCUGAGGCUGCUGCAGCAGAAUUAUUACUCUCUGCUAGAAUCGCCAACCACUACAGAUAUAAUGCAGACUCUCUGAAUCUACACUCCUCCAAACAGUCGAGGUGCAAAAGUCCAUUUCUGCUGGAUAAUUGAUUCCUCCUCUGGUAAAUUGUAAUCACAGUAAAGCUUGGGGGAGCUACCUCUUCACAGCUGAUGUACUUAAUUUGAGUGUGUGUCUGCAUGCAGGUGUAAGAUGAAGUCUGUGAGGGUUCAGAAUGUGACUGCAUGUUCAGGUCUGUUCGUGAUUACGUGGUGCUCCAGGUUUGUUUUUGUUCUCAACUCAAACUCAAGUGAAUAAAAACACAGGAGGCUGCUUCAAAACGCAUCUCCUGCUCUUCCCUGAGCUGAUGUCUGUCUGACAGCGUGUAAUGCUCCUGGUCGGAAUACCAACAACAAGCUGGAUAUGUCGUGCCUGUGCGAGCCUGAACACGCACGGUGGGGGACCAGUCUGCUUUCUGCAGGAUCAGAAAUGCCAGAGUAAAUCCACCUCAUGAUGGUUUUAAGAAACACACAAACACACAAGGGCAUUUUUAUACUGAGGUUUAGCUCCGGCCUUGGUCAGGUGCUGCCUCUAAGCUGGUUGUUAGGGAUUACCCGAUCACUAGGCCCACUCUUAAUUCUUGUUAAGGUACACUGUGCCUGGGUUGUAUUUUGUCAGUCAAACUAAAUUUGGUGAUCAACGUUAAGCUUUCACUAUUUUUACCCUUUUUUUUAGUCUAGCACAACAUCUAAUCAUCUUACAAAGGUUUUUUUUGCUGUAUGACUCAUGCUUAAUGGAGUCUGCAUUAAAACAUUAGCUGUCUACUUUUUGAGUGUUUUUCACUGUCAUGUUAAAAGUUUUUAAAAGAGGUUGGUGAAUUUAUUGGACUAGUGAGCUAAAUUUAGCUCUCAGCUCUGGAAACCAAAGAGUGUUAGGGAAGCACAGAUUUUUACAGUGGAAGAGUAUCCCUUUGUUUUCUGACUUUUAAUUAUCUUUAAAAGAUGGGCUCUCUGCUGCACUUCAGAAAUCUUCACCUUGACGCUGAGCACCCUAAAAAAGGCGAACAGCAGCUCAGUUCUUGGCAUCCUUAUAUCAGCCGAGAACUCUUGUACAAAUUGAUUACGUUUUAUUGUUUUUCCAGAUUAAACACAGUGUGAGUGAUUUUUUUCCACUUUUUUAGUCAACUGAAUAAUUAAAAAUCCUCUCCCCUGCCUCUUUGCACUAAAAUUACAAGUUGGUUAACUUAUAAAUCAACUCCAAAGAUCAAUGUGUUGGUCAUAUGUGCGUCCAAGCUGUAUCACAGCAACCUAGCACCACCUGGGGCUGUAGCUCUUGUGAACAGCUGCUGCCAUUCUGUGAAAAUGCUCAACUACUCGGAUUAAACAAGCAAAAAGGAAAUCUAGUAGUGCAGUUUGGGAGUAUUUUAAAAAUAGAAAAUCAGGGUUCCUACACAGUUGGAAUCUCCAUACUUUUCCAUACCCUACUUUUUCGAAUUAUUUUUGGACAUACCUACUUUUCUAUUUGAAAAACAGUAUUUUAGAACUGUGGUAAUCGUCUAGAAACAUAAAUAUUUUUCCAUAAUUUAUUUUCAUUUUCCAUACUUUUUAAGAUCUGGAAAUUGAUCAAAUUUAUUUUCAUACUUUUCCAUACUUUUGUAGGAACCCUGGAAAAUGGAGAUAAAGUUGUAUGUAGGCUGUAUGUAAUUAAAUAGGCAUCCAACUACUUUGAUUUAAGCAAUGUGUAACCAACGCAGCCAUGUGAACAGUAACCUGAAAAGAGUACCUUAGGCUGAUGGUGCUAAUAUUGCUAAUGUUAGCUAAAAAAAGAAAAGGAAAUAGGAUGUUAAAUACAUGCUACUGAAUUUCAACUGUUACUGAGUGUGUUCUUACCCUGAGACUCUAAAUCUAAUUUGAAUGACAAGGAAAUGAGAAUAUCCUGUAAUGAUGAACAUUAAAGGGCUAUUUUGUGAAGUUUUCAUGCUGUUCCUCCUGCAUUAUUCUGCACAGAACACUGCAAAAUAUCAACAGCGCACACAAAGCCAGUUACCUUAACCUGUUUUAGACUGAUGAUUUUGAUAGUCCAGUUUAAGGAGGCUGUCUUAAAACUGGUCAUAAAAAUAUGUGACAUACAACCUAGCUUGAAUCACACAGCUCACUCAGGUAAGGUUGGUUCAGCAAAGCUUUAUGUUGGCACUCUCCCAUGCCUUGGCAGAGACACAGAAAUGCUGGCAUGCCCGAAGCUUAAGCACUCUGUCCCUUACCCACUUGAUUAAAAGUUCUGUGGUCCAGAACCUCAUUGGCUCCCUCUGCAAAAUAUAAUGUCUCCCCUGUGUUUCCUGCUGAUGAAAAAAGGGGGUGGAUAGUAAAAAUGCCUAAAAGAAAGCGACUACACCCAGUAUUUAGAGGGCAUGCCUCAUCUUUUAAACUCCACCACUAGCUCCUCCCUCUAUGACCACAAACAUGUGCUGCAGUACACAAUGCCUUUUAGUUUAGUUUCAAGGUCAUGUGUUUAUUUAAGAGUAUUUCUUUCUGUCCCAACAAGGUGAUAGUGGACACCCCCACCAGCCCAGUCACCAGUGGCCUACCCUUAUUCUUUGUGAUCACAGUAACGGCUAUCAAGCAGGUAAGACGUCACUGGAUGUUGUUGAUGAAUGUUGAUAAUAUCCAUCUCUUUGUGCUUUCUAUCCCUCAUGUUUCUUCUUGUUGUCUCCCUGCAUUAUAUCCUCCCUCCAUCUCUUUGAGACAUAAUAAGUCCUCCCGACUCUUUCAGUCCCUCGCAGUGAUUUUUGUAUAAAGUACGUGACUGCUGCUUUCUCAAGUUUUGAAUAAAUGUUCCUCAGUGGUGAAUUCUGAAUGGGGAAAUGGAGACGAGAUAGGCUCUGGGGAAAUGUGAAAAAAGUGGGGAUGGGGAGAGAGAGUCUAUUACAGAGAUACAAAUUAUCCAGCAGAGAGCCGUUUUCUUUGAAUCUGUUACUGCUACGCCUCAGCUUUAGAUGUAUUGUUUUAGGAUUGGCUUUUUUAGUUAGACGACUGCUGGGGCUUUGAAACACACAAUAGUGGGUGGACUUCCUUGUGGAAAUAUGUGGGGUGCACUGAUAGUGCUGGCCUGCCUUCAGACAGACUUUAAAGUGGUGGGACUCCAAGGCGAUCCACCUGACUCCAUUAGUCAGGCUGAGGUGAACUGUACACUUCGACUGACCAUCCGUGGAAUGCCUCCCCUGCUUUCCUCCCCCUUUCAACCACCUGCCAUCAAUGCUCUGCAUCUCUCAGUCGACCUUCUCUGUCCUCCUGUCACCUUCUCUGGUUAUUCCACAUUUUGGCUCUAACUUCCUCUUGGCACACGCUGUGGUUUACUUCUCUAGUAACCUCAGCAUCUCCUUAAUCUCCAUCACUGUCUUGAAGUACUUAAGAAGUCCACACCAAGCUCUGUGCCUUAUGUUGCUGCUCCGGCAGCCCCGGAAAUUAUGAUUAUCCCUGACUCAGUAUUACUUCACAAUAUACUUUUGCAGUUCAAUGCAGUGACUAUCCAAUCCUGCUGCUAUAGACACUUUUUUUUACAUAGUAAUGCAAAAUCUAUGGAUCUCAAUAUGGGACAACCCUGAUUAUUCGACGUUCCCCUUUUCAAAGACCAACCCACUUUUGGACUUUGGACUUUAUGGCAUUUCUUUUUUGGGUGUUGGAUUGUUCUUUAAAUACCUCUGCUACAUUGACAACUGUUUUCAUAGUAAAGGCAUCCUAACUCUGUCUCAGUCGUCAUGUAACUUGUCCUACUUUUGUGCUACUUUGUUCUGGCCACCUUGUCAUUUUUUAUCCCCUUGGUGCCGUAGCAGUGAUUGACAGCUUGCCUCAGUCACAAGGGAAACACUCGCUUUGCAGAGUGGCAAUGUCCACUGUUUUGAUGGAUAUUGACAUUUAAUCACAAAACCCUGAAUUUAAGAUGUUUCCACUUCCUCCAAAUAUAUCUUGUGAAAAAAUCUCAUAAUAUCUUGUGGGUUAUGAUACCGUAAAAAACAUUUUUUUGCAUUUUUCUAAUACUAGGCAAAUAAUCUAAAACUGAAUCUGAUAUUUUGCUGUAGGGCUAUGAGGACUGGCUACGGCACAAAGCUGACAAUGAGGUGAAUAAGUACCCAGUGACAGUGCUGGAGGACGGCCGGAGGAUACGGAAGGAGAGUGAGAAGAUCAAGGUACCUUUUAUAUUUCCUUGGAGACUUGUCCAAAGAGAAGCUCCUGGCAGCUUGACAUGACAGUGUUUGCUAUAAAUUCUCAUGGGGGAACAUGCUCUGCUGAACUGAUUACAUUUUCAAACAUAGCUUUGGUGGUAAUUAUGUAUUCAGGGUGAGUUGUGCAGGCAUUUCUCCAAUGCAUUCUUAUCUGAUUGUGGUAUGUGACAGUAUUUUCAAAGAUUUGUGGGCAGAACAUGCAUGAAAUACUCUAACAGAAUAGUAAUGAUAUUACUUCUGGUCAUAUCAGAGGGGCUACUAGUGCAGCUGACACCACAGAGAAACCGUAUCCAGCUGUCAUAACCAAAGUGUUGUCACUCUGUGGAAGCCUUUUGACAGCUGCAUCCUACGCAGGAGCUCACACAACUGUAGGCCACCUCCUGUUGCUAAAAGGACAAGAGCUCAAGUAAACAUUUAGUUAAACACAGAGCGCCAAGUUUUUUGUGUCUGUGGACCAAAUUGGAGCCAAAAGCUGGGGGUUUAUUGACCAAGUGUUAAACAGAGAAGAAGGCAAGAAUUCUCUUGUCGCUCUGUUUAUGCUUAAUCUCAGAGUACAAUAGGUACUUGUUUACUCAUUGAAAAGUAACAGUGAUGGGUUUAAUUUGAAGUCUUCCUGCUUCUUAGAGGUAACAAACUUGCCAUUGUUUAAACUUCCACUUAUCCUAUAAUAAACUCUUAUCAAGAAGGGAAUGAAAGCAAACCGUUAAAGCCCUCAUAAGUGGUGCUCAGCUGUGUUUGUUUGAUCAGGUUGGAGACGUCGUGGAGGUGGAGGAAGAUGAGACCUUUCCCUGUGAUUUAAUACUGCUGCAGUCGAGUCGAGACGACGACACAUGUUUCGUUACCACAGCAAGUCUAGAUGGAGAGUCCAACCACAAAGUAAGCAGGGCUGCUCUGCUGUCCCUCAUCUGCCUGUUGUUCAUAACACAAUGUGUCUGUUUCAUAUAUUUAAUAUAUAUUCGAGCCGUUAUUGUGUUUCAGUCUGAGUCACAAUGUAUAGGUGUCUCUCUAGUUCUCCUGUAGUAUCUGUGAACAUUAGAAAGAGGAAAGCUAACCUGAUCCACUGUCUGCUCUACCUCCUCCACAGACACACUACACAGUGCCAGACACAGAGAAGGAUCUGGAGUCUCUCAACGCCACCAUUGAGUGUGAACAGCCACAGCCUGACCUUUACAAGUAGGAACUUAUCAUGUGGCCUUAACAAGUUUACACCACAAGCAUGCGUUGCCCGUGGUUUCUUUAGUCGUGUGUUAAAUCAAUACUGGUUGAAAGUGUGCCAGAUGACCCUAAUGUCCACAGUUGGACUUUUCAGUAAAAAGGUCCCCAUGGGCCUUGGUUUGUUUGUAUCAGAGGAAGCAAAAAUGGGCCCAAAAUUUUCAGCUAAUUUUGAUAAGCCCGGUGCAAAGCUGUUCAUGAUUACUCUCUGGGAAAUCAGAUCAGUCCACAGACAUCCUGUGGCUCCCCCUCGGUGCAAGGAGUAAACAUUUUGUCAUCUAGCCAGGCUUCAGGGUGGUGUUUGAGACAUGCAGAGUAAGCAAUGUUGCCAAAUUCCUGCUAUUUAGAGUCAAUAAAAGCCUUCCUGGCUAACCAGAAGUAAUUAGCAGGUUCCCAAAUCUUUGCAUCUGAUAUUAAGUCAACGUGUAUUUACACUUUUAAAGUAAAUGAAGCAAAGUAAAUAGAUUUUAUGAUUCAGGUACAAAUCCAGUGUUCUGAUAUUUGUAAUGACAACUGUUUAUUCUCAGUGUUCGUGUCAUUUUGUUCCAGGUUUGUCGGUCGUAUGCACAUCUACAAAACGAAUCAGGAACCUGCAGUGAGGUGAGCGCUUGUCCCCAACUGUCCCAGCCCACUUUCAGUCAGAACUAAAUCAAAGCACAGUAGCUUAAGCACUCAUUUACUUCCCUUUGAACCACCAACAAUUCAUUAUUCCAUUGAUCCGUCAUUGUAGACAAGCUUCAAAAUUAAAACAGGCUGGCAUGGCCGCUGCCACUGCUUCCAAAGCUCUCCCACAGGCAUUUAUCACUGACUGUUUUGUAAUGGCCGUAUAAACAAAUGCCAGUGUCCUUCUCAAGAACACUGGGACUCGUGUAAGCCCAGACCGCAGUCGUUCUGUGUAUUGUCACUGCGUAUUUUAGAGUGAGUGCCAGCUUGCCUGCCAGGUUUCCAUUUAGAGAAUGGGGGAGAGUGUGUCGAUUACACAGCUUCUGUGUGACUGAGCUGUUUGAUGUUCUGAUGUGGUUGUGUAGGUCUUUGGGCCCAGAAAACCUGCUGCUGAAGGGGGCAACUUUAAAGAACACCCAGAAAAUCUAUGGUGAGUCAAAGGCUUGACUUUAUCACAGUGAAGUGUGUUAGAGAGGCUCAGUGUCUGAAAAUACAUCUUUUUUUGUUUCUCUCUUAAGGUGUUGCAGUUUACACCGGCAUGGAGACAAAGAUGGCCCUCAACUAUCAGGGCAAAUCCCAGAAACGCUCCGCUGUGGAAAAGUCAGUUUAGAGGAAUUGGUGCAAACAUGUAUUAAAUACUUUGCAUACCUCGACACACCUUAACCAAACCUUUUCUUUUCCAGAUCUAUCAAUGCCUUCCUUCUGGUUUACCUUUGCAUAUUGGUCAGCAAGGCCCUGGUGUGCACUACACUCAAGUAUGUGUGGCAGGGCAAGCCCGGACAAGAUGAGCCAUGGUACAACGAGAAAACCCAGAGAGAGAGGGACACCAAUCUAGUGAGUUCUGCUUAUCCUUGAAGUAAAAACAUGAACCCAUUAAGGCCUGAAUGGCUCAAUAACAGUCCAUAACAAGCCUGUGUCAGAUCAGUUUACAUAAACACUGCUCAGACAUGUCAGCAUAACUUCAGGAGUAAAUGUCCGUAUUGGACUGCUCUGAGAAAAGCUUAAACAGUCUUGAUAGCAUUGAACCUGCACACUCUAUGAAAGGUAAUGCUACUAAAGCUCAAGGACCCUGGUUAAUUCAGUCUGUAGUCAUACGUUCAGCGCUCAAAGUUUUAUUGUAUAAAAGCAUUUACUAGCCCUGGCCUCUCCUAAUAAAACUCCUUUCAGGGAAAUGGCCACUGCAGGCCUAUAUUGUGAUAUGGUCCAUUUCAUUGGAUGUUAACCCUGUUCCCUCGCCCUCAAUGAACUGUAAACAUCCAAUUGCACCCUGACUUUACCUUGUUUCAUAUGAGUUGUUAAGACAACAUAAGCCUGUAUGUCUCAGCUACUGAAUUUAAGGCAAACAAAGUCCAGUGUCACCCUUCAGGCUAAUUCUGUGAUGUGAUGCUGAGAUAUGAUGUGUGUUCAUGUGUUUGUUUUUCCAACAGUACCUAAAGAUGUUCACGGAUUUCCUGUCCUUCAUGGUGCUCUUCAACUUCAUCAUCCCUGUGUCCAUGUAUGUGACGGUAGAGAUGCAAAAGUUCUUGGGAUCCUUUUUCAUCACCUGGGACAAGGACUUCUUUGACCCUGAAAUCAAGGAGGGAGCUCUGGUCAACACAUCAGACCUGAACGAGGAGUUGGGACAGGUCAGACAGAGGCAUCAAACUUAAUGACCGUGUAUCAAAUAGAGAUGGGAGAAAAAAUCGAUACAGCAGAGUAUAAAAAUAAAAUCAACUUUUUGUCCAGUGAGGUUGGCAGAGGUGACAUCAUGGAGCAGGAGAAAGUUGGUACAACAAACAUAUAUAAGGUUUGCAGGAUGCGCUACAUUAAGAUAAAAUACAGUGUAAGUAAGACAAACAUAAAGAAAAGGCAAAUGCUAAAUUAGCUGAAUGGUUGAAAAAAAUUGUAUAAAUCACAAUAUGUUGUAUUACAAAACUGACUGCAUUGCGAAAUGUUAAAAAUCGCAAUAAUAUGGUAUCGUGGCCCAAGUAUCGUGAUAAUAUUGUAUCGUGGGGCCACUGGUGAUUCCCACCCCUUGUAUCUAAACGGCAGCACUCUAUGUCUUGGUGGAAUUUAUUGCUUUCAAUUCAGCAGUACCAUGUUGUGUUAACUUUUAAUUCUAUUAUUUAUGUUUUGAGGCUUAAAAAGUCCUGAAAGGGUCCAAAACAGAGCAGAGUGAACAUCAAUUAAAUCCGACAGACUUUUAACAGUGACACAAUAUUUUAGCUAUAUUUUUAUGCUUUGUAAAGCUUAAUAGAGAUUACACAGCACAACCGAAUCACACAGCAAUUAUGUGAUGUCCAUUAAUAGUGUUUUUGUGUAAAACAAAGAACUACAACUUCUUCUCCAUGUUUCUGACUCUAGAAAAAAGAAGCUUAUAACAGAGUUGGUAAAAAAUAAAGCCAAAAACCCUCCCUAUUCUCACCUCAAAGGAAGAUAUUUUGCUUUUAAACUCCUAAAAUCUAUUCAUUUCAAAGGCAUCAUUUAAUUACACAAAAAUAUUGCACUAAAAUUAUGUCAAACUGAGCUGCACUAAUAUUAAAAUUCACAAUCCAUCAGUGUGUAUCAGGCCAAAUUCAAGUUGGCUCGUACAUCAUAGACCUGAUUAGCUGACAAGUGAGAAACAUGUAUGAUUUGUGUCCAGAAAUAGUUCUUAAAGAAAGUGUCUUUCUGUUCAAGUUCAGCCUUGAAAAAGUCCUAAAUGUACUGUAUAAUGGAGUAAUUAAGCUUACACUAGCUUCUGUGCCAGUUCUCUUGAUGGUUUCUCAACCAGGAAGCUGAGCUGGCUUGGAUCCCGUGAAGAUAAUGCACUCACUAUUGACAAAUACCUCAUACAACCCCAACUAAAGAGAAUCGUCCUUUUAAAGAUGAAAGAAAAGCAAAACUAAAGAGAAUCAUCCUUUUAAGAUGAAAGAAAAGCAAAGCUGAGUUCAUUGCUCCUUUUGGCCCACAGAUAAGUUUGUUUAGUUCUUCUCUAAAUACGAGCUGCUUCUAAUCGCACCAGAUUGCCCGCACUGUCCUGACUUCACCCGUUUUAUCGCACUCCUGACUCAAACAGCACUGCCAUAGAUCAGUCACACUUGGUUUGCCAGAUUAUGACUUCAAUUAAAGGCGAUGCUUCGUUAACCAGAUUAAUGCAGCGUAAUUCUUUCUCACAGUAACUGCCUCGUCUUAUUGUUUGGACUUGUUAAAUGGGCAGGCAGAAUUUUUUUACGGGUCUGAAUUUGUACAUUUAUCACACUGCCUGCAGGUGGAGUACGUCUUCACAGACAAGACAGGCACCCUCACCCAGAACAACAUGGAGUUCAUCGAGUGCUGCAUUGACGGCUUCCAGUACAAGUACCGUGACGCGAGCUCGGAGCUGGAUGGGUUCUGUGUCACAGAUGGACCUGUGAGCAAACUCCAGCAGAAAGCCGGCAGGGUGGGUGUUUGUGGUGUCCCUCCAUCUGCUGUUAAAAUCACACGAGCGGCAACAUAUGGCCAUUACAUAGCUGGCUGCUCAGAAAGCCCCUUCACAGGUCACCCACAUACAUCCUCUUUGACAUGUCAACACAAGCACUCAACAUGGAGGGGGAGCAAAUUGACUGUGUGCUCUUAACACGAGCACCUAACACUUUACAGACGGUUUCACUUCAACACGCAUGUUGAUAAGACGUCUGUGUAAACUAAUACUUAUUUAUCCUCGGCUUCAUCUUAACUUCAGCUUCUGUUUAUGGCUUUUAGUGAGGCUGUAAAUUAAUAAAUUAUUGAUUAAAAAGUCAAAGUCCAAUUUACUGUAUCUUAACAACAUUCCCUGUAUCUCAUUUUACUGUUUUAAACCACAUCUGACAUCACCAGGAGAGGGAGGAGCUGUUCUUGCGGGCCCUGUGUCUGUGCCACACAGUCCAGGUGAAGGAGUCUACAGAGCAGGGUCAAGGUCAAGCGGAUGGACUGAUAGACCAGGUUGAUGGCUUAGGGGUGGAUGGAGAGGUGCUCCAUCCACAGCAGGAGCUGAGGGGUUUUAUAGCCUCGUCACCUGAUGAGGUUGCUCUGGUCAAAGGUGCCAUGAGGUAAGGAACAGGCUGACAUUAUCUUAUGACACUGUAAAAGAUCAUUACUUGAAUAUGAAUGAACUCCAGAGGCUAUACAUUUCACUACAGCACGUCUUCCUGUAGCCUAUCAGCAUAUUAAUAACUCAUUUGUGAUGGUUUGUCUCCAUCUGUAGGUACGGCUUUACAUUUCUGGGCCUCGAAAGUAAAACCAUGAAAAUUCUGAACAGGAACAACGACUUGGAAAUGUAAGCCGGAUAUUCUUCUCUUCAAUCAAGAAUUUUCUCAUUACAUUACCACAGAAUCUUUUAUUUUUCUAAUUUUAUUUCUUGAUUUCUAAAGGUAUGAACUCCUUCAUGUGCUGAACUUUGACCCCGUGAGAAGGCGAAUGAGUGUGAUAGUCAGAUCCAGAUCAGGUGAGCUUGAGUUAACAGUCAGGUCUUGUUGUGUAGACUGUGAUUCAGCACUGGUGUCUGAAUGUUUGUGUACUUUCCCGUCCAGGUGAUACACUCCUCUUCUGUAAGGGGGCCGACUCUUCCAUCUUUCCACGUGUCAAACAGGAAGAGGUGGACAGAAUACGCAUGCAUGUGGAACGCAAUGCAACAGUGGGUGACAUAAUCAAACCGCCCUCCUAAAUCAAGUGUUUUUGUGAAGUUUAAACUCAUUUAACGUUUCGAUCAAGGACUAGAUAGAUCUUGAGUUAAUGUCAUAAUGAUGACAAACUUUCUGUGGUUCCCAAAGUGACAUUGUUUGCUUUGUAUCCCACUCCACAGGAGGGCUACAGGACACUUUGUGUGGCCUACAAAUACCUCAGUGCAGAGGAGUACGCCCAGGCAGAUGCAGGACUGAGGGAAGCCAGGCUGGCUCUGCAGGACAGAGAGGAGAAGCUCAUGGCUGUUUACAACCAAGUGGAGACUGGCAUGAGUCUGAUAGGAGCAACUGCUGUAGAAGAUCGGUGGGUGCUCAUAACAUAACCAUAAAGCUCACAUGGAUGAGUGCUGAUCGUGUUCUGUGUGACCUUCCGCUCUUCUGCUUCGCUUUCGAGAUCGUUGCCGAGAGUUUCAGUAAAACCCACUUAGAUCAAAAAAAUGAGGUUUCACCCAAAACUGAUGAGGGAUGACAAAGUUUUCCAGAUAACUUGUCUCAUUCUAUUUAGUCUUAUUAUUUCCACAACGUCAUUGUUUUAUAAUGACCGGUUUGUGAUGUUGCUCAACAGGAUUCUUUCCUCCUUUGUCGAAAUUCUGAAGAAGCAGCUUUACAGCUCUCUGCAGAUGUUUUAUAUUUGAGGCGUUUUAGCACCCUACUCCCUCAAGCUUUUUCCAAAGUAUCAGCAGAUUCCCGUAAAUGUUUUUUCUCAGAAUGAUGUCGUCUAUUUUAUGACAUUUGAUUUGUCACAUCAUCCAGGAACUCUCCCCUUAGCUGAACUUUUUUGUGUGAGUGUAGACUGCCAUCUUGUGGCUGACAUCAGGAACUUUUAAUAGUCCAAGGUUUAAAUGCUUUCAUAUAGGUACCAUGAAUUAUUUUAUAAUUAUAGUUAAAAUAAGAAAAAAAGAUUAACUACAUUUUUUAGUCAAUCACCACAAUAUGAUUCAGUGCAUUUACAUUUAUGUGUAAUUGUUGUUACUUGGGUAAAAAGGAUGACUAGAGACUCUUCUGAUGUGAUUCUUUAUAAUACUACAGAAAUCUUAACCAGUGAUUAACCUAAUUUGAUAAAUUUAGCGUAAUCAAACUUUAUUAUUCUUUCUUAUUUAUGAUUUGAAACAAGGUCUGUCUUUUCUGUUGCCCAGUUCACUUAUCCCUCUGUCAAAUUCAGCUCUGUCCUCGAUGGUUUAGUUUGUGUAAAAUAUUCUGCAGUUAGUUUAUUUUAGUCUUUCACUUGUCUCAUGUCUUACGUCUCUGGAACCCCCAGACUUCAAGAGGAGGCAGCAGAGACCAUGGAGGCUCUGCAGGGAGCGGGCAUCAGCGUUUGGGUCCUAACCGGGGACAAAAUGGAGACAGCAAAGUCCACCUGUUACGCCUGUAGAUUGUUCCAGAGAAAUACAGAGCUGCUGGAGCUGACAGUGCGAACUCUGGAAGAUGGAGGCAGGAGGAGGGAGGAACGGCUACACGAGCUCUUGCUGGAAUACCAUAGGAAAGCUGUGCAGGACGCACCUCCUGUUAAAGCGGGCGUCACCAGGUGGGUACCUUGACUUAGGGCGCACUCACACCGUGCAUCAUGUUGAAGUAAGAUUGCCCCUCGUUUCAUCAGUUCCCUGAUGGCCUGCACUCAGACUGUUCCAGACUCAAACAGGCCUGGGCAUGAUUACCUACGUCAUAACAAGAUAUACCCAUAGAAGCACUGUACAGUGAACAACACCACAGAGAAUAUGACUGCAGCUGCCAGCUUCAAUGACUUUGUGCAGAGUUUAGAGUGGACUUGGCCACCAGUACUGUUCUGGCCAUACAGAACAACUAUCCACCAUGUGCUCUGAAAAGGCACAGAUGCAAUAAACUAACAUAUACAAGCGAUAUGAAUCCAAAAACAUGGAUAGAAUUAGCCAAAAAGUUACAUUUUUUAAUUUUUUUGUUUAUUAAUUUCUUUAAUCAUUGAUACAUCACACAAUAAGCGACAGCUCAUCCGUCUUCACUCAGAGGUAGAGGAGAAACAGAUAAAUCUAUGUAAAUUUCUCUUUACUUCAUCCUGAUGUGUCAGGAAUCAUAUCUUCCUCUUCUGCUGAGCCACUCACACAUGUUUAAUCUUUAUCUAGUAACAAGAGUCACAUUUUUAACCAUCUUUGCUCUCCUUUCUUUGAGAAAGAUAUUUUUCAGCUGCUUUUGUUCAGCAAACUUGUCAGCAUUUGGGUCCUGCUGUUUUCUCUGUACUGGUAUGUCGAUGUCAGGUAUGAUGUUUAGGUGAAGGAUUUCCCUGUUUGUUUCUGUAGGAGCUGGUCUUCGGCAAACCAGGACUAUGGUUUCAUUAUUGACGGAGCUACUCUGUCGAUGGUGCUGAACUCCUCCUCUGACUCGAACGGUAGUCGCUACAAGAACCUGUUCCUGCAGAUCUGCCAGAACUGCUCGGCUGUACUUUGCUGCCGCAUGGCUCCCCUACAGAAGGCUCAGGUCAGAACAAUCAGUAACAGUGAGGAAAACAUUAAAUCCUCAAAGUAAAAAAAACCAACUUUUUUUUUUCUUGUUGCUGUUUCUAAAUGGUGCCAUUUUUGUGGUUCUAUCUUCAGAUAGUUAAAAUGGUGAAGAACUCCAAAGGCUGCCCGAUCACCCUUUCCAUUGGAGACGGUGCCAACGAUGUCAGCAUGAUUUUAGAAGCUCAUGUUGGUAUUGGUAAGAGGUCUUUCGUUAAAACUCAACCAUCUGUUCUGCAGAGAAGAGACGUCUUCAUAAUGUGAUAUUUGUACUCUGUGUUUCAGGCAUUAAGGGUAAAGAGGGGCGGCAGGCAGUGAGGAACAGCGACUACGCCAUCCCCAAACUCAAGCACCUCAAGAAACUUUUGUUGGCUCAUGGGCAUCUCUACUAUGUUCGCAUUGCACACCUCGUGCAAUAUUUCUUUUACAAGGUAAGAGGAAGAAACGUUUCUGUCUUCCUGACUUCAUAUCAGACUUACAUCUUGUUAUGAGCAUAUAUUUCCCAAACAAACCCACACACGAACUUGAUUCUAAGUUAAGUUCACGUUUAUGUGUUGUAAUAUUAAGUGCACAGGAACUGAUUGUAAAAAUGUUUGCAGUAUUCUUUCAUGUUUUGAUGCACCAUCGUGAACCUGUUCUCUCUCUGUGUUUGCCUGCAGAACCUUUGCUUCAUCUUACCUCAGUUUUUGUACCAGUUCUUUUGUGGCUAUUCCCAACAAGUGAGUAUGACCCGAGUCCCUUUGAGGUUCAAAGAUGAGUGAAUGUCAAAGGAGGCAAAGUGUUCCUUAAAUCUGCACCACCUCGUGGUCCUGAAUGCAACACUCUCUCCCUCAGAUUGUUCCCUACCCCACUGGCCCUGGAGUGUUUGACCUCUGAAUGAUAUAUAUAGUUGUAUUCUGACUUUGAGGCAUAGCACUGAUACAGACAUGCAUCAUUUUCUUCAUGCUUCAUUGUAAUUGUAGUAUGCACUCAUGGUUUGGUGAUCCUGUUGAUCUUGUACCAGUUUGGUGCAGUUUAAAAGCAGUGAAUCCUCUUUCAUGCCACGCGGCUCGACUUAGCUUGAUUUUAUGCCCUUAAAAAAUAAAUAGAAGUUUUCUUUUAUGACAUUCUGUCCAAGUAUGAUGGUGUGUGAGAGCUGUGUCCUCUCCGUGAUAUUAACCCCUGGCUCCUCCUCCUUCCCUGCCUUCCCCGACCUUCCCCCACCUGCUACCGUCUUUCCCAGCCCCUGUAUGACGCGGCCUAUCUGACGAUGUACAACAUCUGCUUCACCUCUAUGCCCAUCCUGGCCUACAGCCUUUUCGAGCAGCACAUGUGCAUUGAGGUUCUGCUGGACAAUGCUUCCCUUUACAGGUAAACAUGGGAACGUCUCCUACAUGUGUAACUGAAUUGCUUUCAUUGUUGACCAGCUAGUUUGUAGAAAUCCACUAAAUCUUUUUCCAAGUGACCAAACCUGUGCAGUGCGGAGUUUUAGGUCUUCUUCUUUGUAACAUUAAAUAUCAAAAGGACAACUUUUAUGUAGAUAUGAUAUAUUUUUCAGUUGACAGAGCUUGUCUAGAUAUUUCAAUAAAAGUUAAAUAUAUUAUAGUCUGCCAUUUAUAUUUGAUAUUUUAUAAAGCAAUGUUCUCUUUCUUUUACUACUUUGUUCAGAGAGAUUGCCAAGAAUGCCAUGCUGCGGUGGGGACCAUUUCUGUACUGGACUUUGCUGGGAGUCUUCCACGGCUUACUCUUUUUCUUUGGUGUCCGGUUUUUGUUCAGUAACCCAGCACUGCAAGAUAACGGCCAGGUUUGAUAUAACUCACCUUCUUUAUGGGCGCAACACUAGAUGACUUGAUGAAGCAGUUUCUACAGAGAACAUUUGCUCAUUUGUCUCAUUCUGAUUUAGGUUUUUGGCAACUGGUCAUAUGGGACGAUUGUUUUCACUGUCCUUGUCUUCACUGUCACACUGAAGGUAAACUGUUAUUUAUCUUGACUUAGAAACAUUUGGGCAGCUACGACAGAGUAAUGAGGCCACAUGAAGAAAAACAAAAACAAAAACCUCAAGAUUAAAGUCAUUAAUUUACUAGAAUAGAGUAAUUACUUUCGGGAAUAAAGUCGUAAUAAAAUAAAUACAAGAAUAAAGUCGUAAUAAGAUAAAUACUUACAAAAAUAAAGUCGUAAUAAAAUAAUUACUUACGGGAUUAAAGUUGUAAUAAAAUAAAUACAAGAAUAAAGUUGUAAUAAAAUCAUAACUUACGAGAAUAAAGUCGUAAUAAAAUCAUAACUUAUGAGAAUAAAGUCGUAAUAAAAUAAUUACUUACAAGAAUAAAGUUUUAAUAAAAUCAUUAUGAUACUUAAUGUGAUGCUGAUGUGAUCGUAUGUUUACGACUUUAAUGUUUACGUUACGUUUUAUGUUUACGAGUCUUAAUUUUUUUUCUUAAUGUGGCCUUUAUACUCUGUCAUAGGGCAGCAGAUUUACAUGAAAGCAGAUAAAUGGCUCUCAGUAGGCGACAAAGUGCAUUACAUAUUUAAAACAUGUAUCCACUCACUCCUGUACUUUUGCAGCUUGCUCUGGACACGCGGCACUGGACAUGGAUCAACCACUUUGUAAUCUGGGGCUCCCUGGCUUUUUAUGUGUUCUUCAGCUUCUUCUGGGGAGGAAUAAUAUGGUAAGAAUGCAAUUCUUAAAAAACAAUCAACACAGGAAGUCAAAACUGCCCUGUUAUUAUUAUUUUUCAUGUUUAUUCACUGCAUGUCGCUCCGGUAUGAAGCAGUGUUCCCUCUCCUGCAGGCCUUUCCUGAGGCAGCAGCGUUUGUACUUUGUGUUUGCCAACAUGCUGAGCUCAGUGUCAGCAUGGCUGGUCAUCAUUCUGCUCAUCCUGCUCAGCCUACUGCCAGAGAUCCUGCUUGUGGUGUUCCGCAAGCCCCGAGGGCCCCACGCUCGACAGGUAAGAGCUGAAAAAAACACACACACACAUACAGCCUUACUUGACCUGACACACAAAUUUGCGCUCUCUCUGUCUGUUCUUCUCUUCUUUUUCUUCUUUCACUCUCCUCUCUGCCUUUUCUAUUUCUGUCUCAGAUUCACAGCAGGCUUAUAUUACACAAUUGUGCUGCAGAUUAACCAUUUGUUUCCCUAAGGAUAUCACUGUGGGUGAUAGAGCCCAUACUUGAUGUGUCUGAGAUGUAAAGAGAGAAGUGAAACAAGCGGCAAUGUUUAUGUCAUGAGUCAAAUCCUUCAUAUACAUUAGGGAGGUGGGUCUAAGAUCAGUUCAGGAUUAUUUGUCUCCUUCUUUCCAUGUUUUGUAUUCGAGAAAUAUCAAGAGAUAAGGAAUGAUUCAAAGUGGGACACUGGGCUCCUUUGCAGUUCGGAGUUGCUCUUUAGAGGGAAUGAAUUGAUCCUCCUCCAAGUUCCUCUCCAAGACAACUUUCCCAGACAUAUUUGGCAAUAGCUCUCCAUGUGGCUGAUGUGUUUUCCAAGCAGCUGCAAAUGUUUGGUUGUCGGCGCUGUGCUGCUGGGUGGGUUUUCAUGCUUGUUGUUGUCAAAUGGUGUCCAGACUUUCUUUAAAUAAGGGCAAGUGAUGAACUGAAUUACAGAGCAAGACGUACUAUUUGCUUUGCUUGAAUUUAACACCUAUUAACAUAUUUUCUGAAGUGAUAGUGCCUGUUGUUACCAUGAGUGGUUUUGUGUAUCUAUAAAGUUGUAAUGAUUUUUAAAACAAUCUUAACUCCUUAAUGUUACGAUUCUUCCUGGUUUUUACUCUUCCAACAUUUUUCCUAUCUGGUGCUCUAGCUUCUGCACUUGCAUCCUUCCUCCUUGCUCUGUCUUACUCUCUUAUUUUCUCUCUCUUCCUCGCUGAACCUGGCUCCCUAAAGAUGCAACAUCGCCUUCCUUCCUCCGGAACAUCUACUAUCUUCAUGUUGUCGCAGACCGCUAGCACUCACAGCUUCUCGUGGAGCGACUGAGGUCUCUUUUUCUUUCUGCCAGCUUCUUGUCCUUCAGCCUCUUCCUGCAGAAUUUCUGUGUCUGCCAGUCUUGCUUGUUUUCCCAUCUGUCGUGUCCUUCCUCUCCCACUGUUUAAACCUCCUCCUUACCCUCUAGAGUAACUUAGGGUGGCGUUUUGGUAUUUUCAAACCCCUAUCCGGAUGAUUAGGUCACGUUAAAUAGUCAAGUUAGACUUCAAGCUCCCUAUGUUUGAACCUUGACGUGAGUGGUGUCUUGACUGUAGAAGGGAGGAUGUGUUAUUGAAUCAGCUAGCAGUGUGGAGUGGAACCAGGUGGUGUCUAUACUGAAAACGUGCAAACGUCAGUCUCUCACUCUUGUCUGUCCACUUGUAUCAGUAUGUGUGUCCUCCUGGCCGCCUGUGCUGCUCCAAUGCCUGCUGCCUCCGCAUGUCCAGUCAGGUGAAUGCAGCACGACAAAGCACCCUAACUUGCCUGCAUGAAGCUCAAGUCAAGAACCUCAUCCUGGAUCUUCACCUUAAACCCUGCGGGCAUCUGCAUUUUUGUCAGCACGUGCGUUAUACUACACAUGCUGCUGUAUAGACAUGUGCGAGGAGAGAAGAGAAAUCUAGAAGAACAGUUUGCCUUAAAGGUUACCUGGACUUGUUUUCAUCGUCCACCUGUCCAGCAUUCAAGUCUUUGUGUGUCUAUUUCUGUUCCCUGUGUGUGCGUCUCUGUGUGUAUGUGUCUGUAUGCAGGGGUGAGAAUAAUGCUGCGUUCGAGUUACCUCGGAAAUCAGAAGUCCGAGCUGGGAAUGACGUCACACCGAGUUUCCAGCGUAAAGAAAAAAGAAAAAUUGGAGGUGGAAACAAGAUGGCACAUCUACGAAAGUUAUUUUAGUGUUUGCCUUGUCCGAAUGUAAGCAAGGACAAGGCAAGCGCUAAAAUAACUUUCGUAGAUGUAGCCAUCUUGUUUCUGCCUCCGAUUUUGCUUUUUUCCGACUUUGUAGCUGAAACGCUGGUAACUCAGGUGUGACGUCAUUCCCAGCUUGGAUAUCCGACUUCGAGGUAACUUGAACGCAGCCUAAGAAGGAGAGCGAGGGAAAGUGUGUACGUGUCUGUCGGCGUAGUGAUGUCAUUGGUGUCUCUUGCCUCACCCUUCUAGAAGAAGCCGGUUCAGUCGAGCGCCGGGAGCCCCCAGUCUCCCCGGUCUUCAGCCAGGCCCCUGCUCAUGAGAACCUUUUCAGAUGAGUCCAAUACUGUCAUUUAAACAGGUACCAGCCUACCUUCAGGCCAUUUAAGCCAAUCAAAGACUCACUCCCCCCAGCCAACCAACCAACCUCUAGCAGUUCUGGCCCCUCUAACUCUGAGUUUUAACAAAAGCGUUCAGACAUUCAGGCCUCUCCCAACCAGACCCUGUGUCUUUAUGUGUUGUUUAAGCUGAAAUUGGCUGCCUGAAGAGAUCAACAUUUCUCAUGUUUGACUCAAGUUUAAGUUCAAGAGGUCAAAAUGGUGCACUUAUCUUACAUGUGAAUGCAUCUUUCGGCCUAAAGUGUGGCAGACUCAGCAUGUUUUUUGUUUUUCUGUUCACACACGCUCCUGUCUGCUUCUCUUCGCUGCUUCUCCUGCAUGUGCUUUGAAAAUGCAUACUUAAUGUUUUUUUUUUCCCCUCCGUGUCAGUACAUCUGUUCACUGAGGCUGGAUCGCCUGAGUGUCAAGUGUUGAUGUUAUUUAUCCGUCAGUGUGUAUAACAGCGGUGUUUUUGAUCCCCAGUCUGGUGUUCAUGUGCUGUUUGUGAGGUGAUGGUUCGGUCAUGGUGGUUUCAGACUGUGUGCAUGUCCUAAAACCAGUAUCAGUGGUUGCUGUCUGCUUUCUUUCCCAGCUAUUCAUUGACUCAGGUGCUGAACUCGGCUCGCUGCAUGAUGUGAUGUUGCCUUAACCCUUAAAGUGAACGCUGCUGCAUUAUAUACAGGGGAUGUCGACAAAAUGAAUGGAAACAUCGUUUUUCUGGUGCACAUAAAAUAUCAGUGUUUAACGUCACACGAAGCUCCUGUGAGGAGUUUUUGACUGGAAAUGAAAUCGUAUGAGACAUUAACAUAAACUAACUAAAUCAACAACAAAAGCUGAAAAUUCCUGAUCCAAAAUCUUUAAGACCUGUAACAUCCGUAGAGGGGGGAGGUGUUUAAUUUCACCAAUCAUAGCACGCUGAGAAAAAUAAAAAUGGCCUUUUUAACAUUCUCCCCAGAAAAUAUUCACUGUGAGUGAUCUGUUCACUGUGAAUCAUCGCUGUGGAAAAUGUAAGAAAGAAUACAUGAUGAUAUUUGUGUUAGAAAACACGAUUUAUACAUGAAUGAGAGAAAAUCAGUAGAGAUUUUUGAUGUGCAGUUUUGCCCACAAGAGGGUGCCAAAAUCAACACAAAUGGAAAGUUCCUUACAGGAGCUCCAAAUGAAUCAAAAACCUCACCAUGAAAUAGAUAUAGUAUUUUGUUUCAUAAUAAAGGGUCAUUUGAAAGGGGUUUCAGCAGUUUUUAUGAUAAAAUGUGUAACACUUUUUAGGUGUCACAACAGAGCCAAAAGGCAAAGAGGGAGACGUAGCGUAAUCUUAGUGAUAUUACAAUGACAAUUAAGAAAUGUUAAGAUUAAAAGUACUACUUUUGUAUCAAACAGACAUGUAAUAGUCUGUUUCUUUGGUGUGAAUUAUCCAGCAGCCAUUCAACUUUAGCUCUUCAAUGUGAGCCUUGUUAUAAAAGUGGGAUUGUGGAGUAAAACAGAUGUUAAACAAAAAGUACUUUGGAGCAAAAAUUAAAAACUGCUGGACGAAGAAAACAUUGAGUUCCAAAAUCUGUUGAAAAAGAAGCAGAAGGAAGUUUCAAAGAUCAAAAAGAAGUUUCAAGGAAAAAUUGUUGAGAAGAAUUUGAAAGAGCAUCCCCACCUUCGGGCAUUUAAAAAAAACAAUCAUAAAUGUCUUCAUCUUUUUGUCCACCCCCUGUAGACUGGUCUAAAUGUUGCACCUUCCCAUCACUGUUCACCAGGGUCACCAAUAUCUGCUGCUUGACAAGAGCACAGGUCUUUUUUCAUGCAACAGCUUUCACUGUGUAACCUUCAUUUCUAUUCUUCCAAUAGCUGUCAGAGAACAACCUUCUGCGAACGUCCAGGUAAUCCACAGUCAAAUAAGCCGCCUGUACCUGUUCUGUGUUCCUGCUGAGCGUUAACAGCAUACCGGGGGUGAAAUUUGGAGCCUUUUGUUUACUAAUUCCGUCACGUUUCUGGUGGUGGGGAAAGUGUCCGUUUUUCGUUGUUGUCGUGCUGUGGUUUGUGGCCAAUCAAAGCUUAUUCUCAGAAGACUUUGGUGAUUUUCUGGUGUCUGGUUGUCCUCCUCGUGUUUGUCGUUCUCAAGUUAAAAAAAAAACCUCUGAGGUAAAAAUCUGUCUGCUUGUACUUUCACAGAUUGCGCCAGUCACACCACUCUCCUACAAGCACCUGAAUGAUGGCAACUAAAAGGCAGCUGGGACUUACAACAACCGUGGCGUCAGACGCUUUCAGGGUCCUGUGCCUGUCAGAUCAGAGUUGUCUGCCAUCCUGCCUGAUCAAAACAGAGGAGAAGGAAAAAUAAGAAGAAAAAGAGAUAUGAUGACUGGGGGGGAAGGGAUAAAAAAAGGGGUUCAGCGGUUUUUUGGCUCGUGUCUCUCUGCUCCGUCCUCCUCUGCCAAAAUCCCCACAACUCCCAACCCCCUCCCACCUGCGCAUGCCUGCAGAGCUGUGCCCUGCAUUAUUUUUUAAGAUAUCUACUCAGAAGACAGGCAUGGGUUUUCUUUUUUUUCCCCUCUUCUUUUUUUUUUAUACAAGCUUAAAAUGAAUGCAUACACGGCUGCCUUCUCAGUAGCUCUACCCAACUGCUGUGUUUUAACAAGCGGUUGUAAUUUCCACUUCAAGAAUGGUUCACCUGCAUGAAAGAGGGCUCAGAAGAAGAAGGCUCCACUCCACUCCACUGAGGUCAAGUCACCGCUCUUUACUAAGAUUCUGUGAAGGCUACAAUAAUCCCAUUCUCAGCGGUUACACUCAGAUCUAUUACUUUACAGUUAUUCAGCUUUUUCAACAGUUAUUCUUUAAACGGUUACACAGUCUGUGCGAGAACACGCACUCAUCCACAGUGUACGGAAAAGUUACUGAAGGUGGUUUUACUUCUGCUCGGAGCUGCAAAACAAUUGUCAGGAUGUUUUUGUUUUUUAUAUACUGUUGUCAUAUUUUUCUUUGACAAUGAAUCUGCAUUUUUUUUUUCUUUGUCAAAUCAGUAAACAGAGGCCAUAUUAACACCUGAUCCAAAAAAAAGUGUGUGUGUGUGUUUGUGUGUGUGUGCGGCAAGAUUGAGAGAAAGAUUAGAGAUGUUAAGCAUGAUCUGGCAAUGAAACAUUGCUUUGAGCGUGACCUAAAUCUCCCAACCUCAGAGAUAAUUUAAGAGUCCGUUAAGAUGAUUAAAUUAAUAUAUUUGUGCUGUACUGUAUAUAGCUUAGAGAUGUAUGAUAACAUCUGCUCAAAGCCAAAAAGGUAGACGUAAUACGAUCAGAUUCUGUCCACUCUAGUGCGACCUGAAAGUGACAAGUCAGUGUGUGUGUGUGUGUGUGUUUGUGUGUGUGAGACUGUACUGGAUUAAAACUCCAGAAUUGCCUGUGCGUCAUGAAAACCAGGAUUACUUGAAACCUCUUUAGUUUGUUUUAGACAUUUCCUGCACUAUUAAGGAAACUGGUUUCUUCAUCGCGGUGGUGGGUCACCGAGGCACAUCAUUAUAUGCCUGAGCACACACACUCAUGCACAUAUCAGCUAUAUGAGAACAAUACACAGUGACCACAUACAUUUAACACAUUUAUGCGCACAUGCACUAAAGCCCAAAUGAGGUAUUUAUGUUCAUCUUAUUAUCUAGUUUGUGUCAUUUGUCUCAUGAAGGCUCAAGUUUCUCUGCGACAUGUUAACGCCACUGUGAGUCUUUUAACUUCAUUUCAUUUGAUUUGUUUGGUCAAAUUUCCUGACUGUUGAGUGGACUGUUUGGUCUUUUGUUCCCUCCUUUCUCUCCUUGUGUGAAACGCUUCAUACAUUCCAUUUAAACAGGCUUUGAUUUCAAACAUUUUGCGAUACUGUCGUCUUCAUUUUUCACAAAUUUGUAUCGUCUCUUUGGCAUAUUUAUUGUUCAGUGUAAUUUUACUCACAAAUGUUGUUCUUUUAUGGUGUAAAUCUUUUUGUUUUUAUCGUCGUGGAGAGUGAUCAGCGUUCAUCUGUGUCGCUCCAGAACUGGUGUGAGCCCGUGCCAAUCUCAUUUGAUAGUCUUUGUCGUACACGCAGAGACAGGCAGCCCCCCUAGUGCUCUCCCAACUUCCCAUAAUCCACCUCUAUACCAACAGCACUCCUUUAACAAGAGUAUAUCUAAACUUUUUAGAUCCUGUAACUUUUCAUGAAUGUUUCAUUUUUAUCGUUUCCUGGUUGUGCUUUCAAACACUGCCUGAGUUGCUCAUGCAGUCAUAAUACCAUACUGAUAUACAAAUUAUCUCCAUUUGAAUUUGUUCUGAACAAAUGGAAUAACAAACAUGUCUUUCAGCAUCGUUUUCUACUGUUAGACUUAUUUUUAAUGUAAAGAGGAGGAGACUGCUCACACCCUGUGACAUGUCGCCCCCCAGACUGCACUGUGCCAGAGACUCGGGACUGAGAGGGGCUGCCUGCCUUGUUAACAGAUGAAUAACCUUUAAGUGACAUCAGAGAUGCUAUUUUCAGAGCUAAUAAAAAGAAAAAAAGAUAUCUUGGAUUCCAAUGUUUUGCCUGUUGAAAAAGUAUAUAAGAAUGGAUUGUAUUUUUAAUGCAACCUUUUUCCAGCCACUUUUUCUAAAAAAAAAAAAAAAAUCAAAAUGUCCAAAAAAGCACGAGAGGCUCUAUGGUUGUGGACGGUGUCCCUGUCUGUGAGGGGGGUUGGAGGUCUUCGGCCCUGCGGGGUCACCUCGCCACCUCCAGCCCUUUGGGUCUCCAGCCUCAACACUCCAAACCUCCAAGCUGAAUGUACCUCUUUGAAACUAGUAUAUUGGAAAAAAAUGAAGAUUUUCUGUAAUAAAGCAGAAUGUUUUGAACAUAAAUCAA